Molecule: messenger RNA, 46025 nt
Organism: Porites lobata
Lineage: Eukaryota; Metazoa; Cnidaria; Anthozoa; Scleractinia; Poritidae
Source: the annotation of a GenBank genome assembly
UUCGAAAGAUCCCUAAGAAAGAUUCUCCAGGAGGGCGAUGUUGAUGAUAUCACUGACACACUGACACCGCGGGCUCUCUCAAAAUGCAGUACUAACGCGUUACUAAUGGCAAUGGAGGUGAGCAGCGAUUCAUUAUUUUUUUAAAAGAGGAAGACUUGAACCAUUUUGGCCCUCGGUGUGCUACCGUCUUAUUGGGAGCUGCGGUAGUGAAAUGUUUAGUGAGCUGGACUGAACGAGAGGUACAGUUUCAGGUUAUGCCGUCAGUCAUUAGGCUCUCGGCAGAGUCAGUCCCUGAUGCUCGGCAAUCAAUUCAAUCGAGUUCAAUUACGUUAAGCUAUCGAACAAUUUCAAGCAGUAUUUUCCCUGUGAGUUCGACUAUCGAGGCAAUAAAACAUAAUGAAGCUCAAUCCUGGACUGAGAUCGAUUGAGUCCAGUUUGCGAAAAAAAUCGAACAACCUUUUUUCUAUUUGAGUACCACUACCAAACAAAUUGAUAAAUUUUUAAUCCAAAAGGUAAAGUGAAAACAAUACCAAUUUGUUUUAUUAAUGUCCACGUUUUUUUAGCAGUUUUUUGUAGUACAAAUGAAAACAGUGAAAACUAUAAAUGAAAAUUACAUUGUAAUAGUGAGGAUCUCGAGCUCAUUCCCCGCCUUUUUGCCAUCAACUUCCGCAGGCGUCCUUUGAGCUCCGCCGCUUGGCAGGGAAGAAAGGACCUGAUGAAGAAGACUUCACCAAGUUGGCGAAUUCGGUGGACGAGUUCACAAGUUGUUUACUAGACCCUUUGAAGUCCAACACUGAGUCUCGUCAUGCUUUUGGGGAUUCCUUGGAUUACCUUUUAGAUGCUGGCAUUGAAUUGGAGCAAAAGAAGGUUUGUAAUUUUAAGUCAUAAAAAUGUAUUAAAAAAUGAUGUAGAUACCGAUUAAAAUACACACAAUAUCGCGAUAAGAUUAAGAUGCAAAAGUUAUAUACAGUCGAACCCCGCUAUUUCGAACUCGGUUAAUUCGAAUUCCCCGCUAUUUCGAACUCAUCGUUUUUUCCCUACACCUUAAAAUCAACCCCGUUAUUUCGAACUUGUCAAAAACAGAGUACGAACAUAAGAGCACAGCUGGAAACGUUUGCAUUUUAUUUAAGCUCGUGUUACGUGAUUAAUAACUUAACAAUGCUUGACUCACGUGCAGUGUCCCGCUAAGAAAUUCCAGCUGUGUUAUUAGAUAGAUAGAUAAGAUAGAUAAUCUUUAUUUAUCCCCGGUACAAAAUUCGUCAGCUUUAAAAAUGCCUAAUACUAAUAUAAUAAAAAUAUUUAAAUAAAAAAGCUGCUUUCCACGAAUGCCGUGCCUUACAGUUCUUUGAGUAAUCGUUUAAAUUGCCCAAGGGACUCUGCUUCCCUUAAGUUACAAGGAAGACUGUUCCAGAGAAUGGCGCCACUAUAGCUGAAGCUGUCUUUGUAAUAGCUUGUGCGCGGUAAUGGAACAUUGAGUUUAUUUUCAGAGUCCCUUAGGUUAUAUGCGACUUCUCGCCUUUCAAAUUUAGAACUAAGAUAGUUUGGAGCCAACCCGUGAGUAGUAUGGAUGGCUACAGUAGGUCCUGACCAAUCAGAGCGCAGCAAAAUUGGUCUCGACCAAUCAGAAUCGCGCAUUUGGACCAUGUGACUUUUGUGACGUCACACCCAUUGUUUUAACCCACGUGACCUCUAGGAAUAAAGAACACACGCACACAAGAGUUGAAUCUACAUGCUUGACAUAGUUUUAAUGACCGCGUGAAGCCCUGGAUACAAGUGGGACGUGUGUAACGCCCUACUGACGUCACGCCCAUUACAAAUCUAAUAGCAAAUCGAGUUCGUUCCCAAUCCUCUGGUAGCCAUAGGGAUAACUGGAUCGGGUGGCGACAUCAAUGACACGCUUGUCGAACACCAACCCAUACUGCUUCACGCGUGGAACCACUUGAAUUUGUUUUUGUUCCAAAUCUCGUUGGAAAUAAUAAGGGUUGGUCAGGUUCAAAUUGCGGCGAGAGUCCUGGGGCGAAUCUAAUUCGGAGAGAAUGUUGUCUUUCAUGGUCUGAAAAUUGAGAAUGGCGGAUCCACGGACGUUCAAGGUGAAACCGCGUACCUUGCACACCACUUUACCCUGUCGUGUCGUGUACCCAUAAUUCUUGGCGCCCCCCGAAACAAACUCGGUGAUGACGUCGCCGUCCAAUUCGUCGGUCAUGUCCCCCAAAAAAUCCCCAGUGGUGAUAGAGGGUUGACCGGGACGCCACUUGUACACGACACUAUCUGUAUCGUAAUAGAGGACUUGCUGUUGAAGGGUGUCCAGGGACUCGUAGAGCUUGAGUCGAGCAUGACAGGUGGUGAAAGCGGCUACGAAAAUAUUGGUCUUGGUGCCUUUGACAGCAUUGUCUUGGACGCUGGUGUAGACAGCUUCCAAGAUAUCAUCGGUGCAAAGGCGGAGUGUACUGAGAUCGAGGGAAGCAUCCGAGAUGAGACCGAAUAAAUGGGCGGGGUCUUGGACAGUCACGGUGGUAGGUUUGUUGAUCCGCUCCCCGAAUUUGCCCCAGAAGCUGUUCAGCAUGAGCUUGGCCGUGGCUUUGCGACCGGGGUUCUUGGCAAUACUGGCAAUGUCCAGUCGGAUGCCUUCCCGUUCCUGAUAGCGAAGAAUGUACUCGCGUUUCUCCUCGAGGGUCUGACACCGGCCGGGCCAUCCCGCGGAUUCUUGUUUGAUCUUGAGCCACGUGUUCACAUAAUCGGCAAAAAGACCCGUUCGGCGUUGCUCAGGAGGAAAAUGCCAGACUUCGUGAAUCUUGAUCAGCGUAUACCCCUUUUCGACGGCUUUGACCAAUUCGGGUGUGCACCAGGUCCCACGUAGCGUGCGAUCCGUGUCAGAAUGAGGACAAUAACGGGUUCGGGUCAACAUGGGUUGGGCCUGCUCGGUCUGGACACAGGCACGGCAGAGAGGAAACGUGAGCUUGUGGCCGCUACGCACGGGCAGAACAGGAUGGAACAAACCAGCAGGGGGAAGAAUAUCGACGGUAGCUAGACCAAAAUAAGAGUCUAGAGACUGGUCAGCGGGUUGCGUGAUGAUCCGCGGAUGCCCGAUAGGAUAGGGACAGUUCUUGUUGACCCAUGGGUACAGGGAGGUCACAUCCACAUAGCGUAUUUCCUCCCCCUCUCCAGCUACGGCAUGUAGAGCUACGGCACCGGUUCGACCUCCAAAGAAGGCUUCGCGGGGUUCCAGGGGUGCCACCAAAUCGAAGGAAUUCAGGAAUUGUUGAACAGCUUCAUCGGUGUCCACUAGUCGGUCCCAUUCGCAUUCCCACAUUUCAAUGACUGUAUAACCUGCUCGGAGCAAGGCCGUGCGUUUGGAGAGCGUGGCUUGAUAGAGUUCCUCCACGGUUCGAUCCGGCGUGGCAUAAUGUUUGGCUUGCCUGUCAGGAUAACAGCGGGGACAGCCAUGGUAGAGACAUCCGUGAAACUCGUAGACGGUGCGAGUCACAGGAUCAUAGCCAUCGACGAAAUGACUGUCGACGCUGGUUCGGACCGAUUGUUCGCCGCCAUUGCGAACGUGACGAAUGCGAUCAGCACUGGCCCCCUCUUUGGGAAGGAGAUGUUCCUGGUAAUAGAGCCAUUGCAGGGCCUUGAGGGAUUGGUUGACUUGGGCCCCUCGCCACCCUCCGAGAGGUUCCACUGCAAUGGUGUCGGGGGUCAAAUGAUGCUUGCGCCAAUACAGAUUGCAGGCACUGGCGAUGGUGAUGCACUUGGCCAUGGGAUUGAAGCCCGCCUGCUGUUCAAAUUCUUGUUGAAAGGCUUCACACCCAGCUUUCAAUAGAGCCACAUCCGAUUUGCAAUACUCGAUCAUUUCUUGCUGGAAAUGGAAGGGCACGUUCCGACGGACUUGAUCGGCGUGCCAACGAGUCAGUUCCUCUUUCUUUUUAGCCAUCAUGCCGUCGGGGUCGUAAAAUUCCAAAUCAGGGAUGCGGCCCACAUAUUGUUGGUGAUCGGGGGUAUUGAACAAAUGGGGAAAGAACCCCUUCUUUAAUUCGGUCAAAUUGAAGGUACUGGAAAAGGAGGCCAGCGGCAUAGGCAAGAAACAUAACGAGUCAAUAAAUUUGAGGGGUCCACUUCUAAACGAUAAGACUUUGGCUCCCACGGUCAGUUGAUCCACGACCUCGCGUUGUUGCUGGUAGAGUUCAUGGAGAAUGAACAUGCCAUCAAACCCUUUUAGAUUGUGAAACACCACGAGUAUCGUUCGAUCCUCCUCACAGUCUGGAACGUCCGUGAGAUCAUCCAAAUCACGCAAAAAUUGUAAGGCACAGUCCUCCCCGUCCAAGACAUGAAUGGUGGUGUCUACACUCGACGAAUAACAUAACAAAUUAGCCACAAACACGCCUUCUGCAUUCUGCAUGGCUUCAAAAUCUGCGUAAACAAACAGGGGAGGGGGUGGCGCCACCAUGCUACCUCCCCCCUCCUCUGUCGGUUCAGUCUCCUCAUGCUCAUCCUUUACAGGCUGAAUGUAACAUUGAUGGUUCUGGAUGGGUACCCAUUCCUGACACGCUGGGCAUUUGGCGUACCCGCACCGGUGACGUUGGUUACGGACGACUGUGUAUUGGGCUUGACACUUGAGACAGGUUUUGAUGGAUUGACAUUGCUUGCUGAUUUCAUGAUAACGUUUGCAUUGAUGGCCGUAAAACUUGCGGCAACACAGACAGCAAUACUCGAUGGGGCGGGUGCCACGCACAUAAUCCGGACAAUCAAAACGUCCACACGCGGAGCAGCGUUUCCCUUGACAAGUAUGAUUGGUUCGAUCGUUGGUGUUAAACCCUCGUUCACAGUCCACACAAUAAUACGAACGAUUGACAAAGGCAGGAAAAGACGUACAGCCAUCAAAAUGAUCGUUGGAUUUGAGUAAACGAAUCUGAUGAGGAGCGGUGGGCCCUUUGAAGAUUAAAAAGAAUGGUUUCAUCCGGGUCAUCACCAAGAGUUGGUAGUGAGAUCCCAAUGCUUGUUGAAAUUGACGAAGCUCGGGUAAUCCACAGGGACCCUCAGCGACUCCCGCUUGCUGAUGGAGGGCCUGGGCUUGACGUUGCUGCACAGGACGACCGCGUUUGAGAUUGUCCCAGUCGCGAAACCCGUCCACGCCUUGAUCUUUAUGGCAAUGGGCACGCAUGGUGACAAUGGCGCGGGCACAACAUAAGGCAUCUCUGUUUUUGAUGGAGACAAUGCAUCGCUUUUUCUGGUUGACUCGAUCCAAGCAUAAACGGCCUACAUUGCGUUGUUUGUGUCGACCAGACCCCGGGCCGGGCAUGGAGACAAACACCACAUCCACUUGGAACCCGCGAUCGGGGUUGAAGGCUUCAUUGCUGUUUAAUUUUCCCGCCAGGGUAGCUAACAUCUCAUCCAAUCGAGCAGUGCGUUGUAAAAAUUCCCCCACGGUGAAAUUGGCGGUUUGGUAGGCGUGAGUAAAUCCAUGCGCUGUAAUGGCAAAGUUCACAAAAUGAUGGGCAGGUCGCUGCUCACGGUCGAGUUCCGUUUCAAUAGCGUGAUGCAAGGCUUCCGUCAAUGCCAGGCCAAUAUUAUCCCCUGGACCAGCAUCCCUCAAUUGACGCAAUUGCGCGUUGAAUUGCGCCCGUUCCACCACAUUGCGCCAGCGGCGUCGUCGACCAAUAGGUUGCAUGGUGAAUUGAAAGAGAGGGCCUCGGGCGGCAAUAGCUCCACCCAACUGUUCCCACCGGUCAUAGGCGCGGUUUAACAGAGCAUCCUCCUCGUCACUGACAUCAUACCAGCUGUCCUCCUCCGCCAUGACGGAGGAAACCAAUUUGAAUGUCCCGCGCCAGACGCUGGCUUUUAUAGACCCAAAAACACGUGAUCAAACGAACGGGGAUUGGUGGAUGGGGCUCAGGUGAGAGUCAGGUGAGAGUCAGGUGAGAGUCAGAUGAGGGUCAAGUAAAGGGGAUGGGGAGGGGUUGAUUGCACAAGAGGAGGAUUGAGGGGGGUGCCCCCCAUGGGUACAAAUUUUUCUCAAGUCUCCUCUGAGCCUGGGGUCGAGAUCGCUGAUUGGCGGAGAGACCUCUAGAUAUAGGCCAGCGUCCAGACCAGACAUCAGUUGCCAUCGAGACAUGCCUAAUCGAGAUCCAGAGAAAGUGAAAGAGGCUAAACACCGGUGGUACCUGAAACACCGGGAAGAGAUUGUGAAACGGAAACGAGAGCAGCGGGCGGCCAAGAAAAAGCUCAAACCGCCCAAGCCGCCCAAACCGCCCCCGACCCAGGAACAGCUGGCCAAAGCCCGAGAAUUGAACCGGUUGGCCUGUAACCGGUACCGAGCCACGCACGGAGACCAAGUACGGGCUUUGAACCGUCAAUAUUAUCAUCGACACCGCGACCGGCUUAUCCAGCAGCAGCGGGACCGUCGUGCCCAGAACAGACAGACACCCAGUCCUUUUAGAAAAUUGCGGGCCUUGGCAGACGUGUGUGCUUCGCGUGUAUUGGAGCUGGAUCAUGGAUACGCCAGGAUCGCGCCAGCCCCCCAGAAAAAAACGGGACCCUAUGAAAAAUAAACAACAACAAAAGCAGUAUCGGCAGCGCUUGUACGCGGCCGUGAAUGGCAUCGAGGACGUGAAGGCUCUCCACCGUCGACGCUACCACGAGCGGAUGGCUCGUAUGAAAGCCAGUGGAGAGUAUGAGGCCUUCAAGGCCAAAAAGACCGAGGAAGGGAUGCGGCGCUAUCAUGGCAUGACGGAGGAGCAACGGGCUGAAGUGAAACGCAAAAACAACCAGUGCCAAAAAAAUUGGAUACAAAGAAUGAAAAAAGAGAGGACGUACGAGGCUUACAAACAGCGUUUGAAUACACGGCGGAGGGAGAUAGCGGCGGAGAAAAAGCGUAUCUUGGGUGAGGAGGGAUGGAGAGCCCUGCAAAGUCAACGAUACCAGCAGCGGGUGGAAUCCAUUCGGCGCCGAGAAUGGUCCUGGUUGGACGAAGAAUUAGAGCGUCCUUUUCCCCUCCCGUGGUUGCCUUUGGACUUGUCACAGUCCGUCCCUGAAGAAGAGGACAAGGUACAAACCCUUCGCGCUGAGGCGUUACAGAACAUACAAGUGUAUUUGUAAGAAAACAAACAUGAAGUUUAUUAAACCAUGGUGUCAUUUAACAUGUUGUCUUUUUUAUGACUAAAAAGAGGGGUUUUACAUGCCAAAUCGGAGUUUGGCUUUCAUAAUGCGUCUCACAAUACGCUCUGUUAGGUUUUUGCUGCCAGGGAGUUGAUCAAUCUUGGCAAUCAUCUUACGAUCCGCGGCCCAUUUGUCUUUCAACGUCUUGGCUUUAUCAUAGUCAAUGUCAUGGGCUUUAGCAAUCCUGUCCAACCGGUUAAUGCCGGGAUCCCCACGGGCCAAUCGUUUCUUUAAAUGGGUACCAGGUCCCAUGUACUGAUAACCGGGCCAAUGAAAUUCAAUGCCGGUCUUGUUAAGGAGGUUUUGUACAUCAAAUAACUUGCCGCCUCGUUGCGAGCGUCGUCGCCGUCUCGCUCGGGAACGGGGUGGAGCACGACGUUUCCGUCCCAUCUUAGGGGGUUUUCCACGAUUUCCAAUCCAAAGCUUUCUUGGCCCAACCAGCGGCUUUCUUUUUGGCGACCCCCGCAGCUUUCUUUUUAGCACUGUCCGCGGCUCUUUUGCGAAUCCCGCGCUUGAAUGAUUGCGUAAUGGUAUCUGCACGUUCUUUAGGGGUUUCCCACGGGGCUGUUCCAGGCGCCUCGGAAAAGGGCAACUCUUCCGCCAAUUCUUCACUGCUCAACGGGGUCGUAAACUUGAGUUUCUUUUUGGCACUAGGGGUGAACCUUGGUUUAGGCGGGACAGGGGGUUUUCUGGGUCCACCAGUCGGAGUGCCUUGUUUUAUACCCUGGGUGGCCUUGACCAAUUGCGUGAACCAGGCUUGCAUGGGGCCCGCCUCAAAAUCAUCGUCGCCCGGCGUCGUAGCCCCUGCGGCACUCACACCCCCAGCUGGGGCUCCAAACGGUUGGCGCACUUUUUUGGUCCAAUGGCGUAAUUGACGGCUGACGGCUUUGAGUUGAGGCCGUUUCCAAGCAUCGGGGGCAUCACUGGUCAACAGCACAUGUUGUUUGGCGGCUAAAUCGGCGGCUUUGGUCAAGCGAGUGUCUUCCACCAAUUCUUGUUUGUACUGGUCUCGUAAUUGUAAAAAAGCCGGGGCGUUGUUUACCGUGGUGCUCACCAUCUCGGGUUCCAUGGUGCAACUGAGGAGUCUGGUCUAGCGCAUGCAACGUUUAUAACAUCGGUAGAGUUCCGGCCAGAGGGCACCCCCUUUUUGAGCCAUCAUGAUGGCGCGUCGUCGUUUGACGGAAUGGGCGGGUUUGGCCAUAGCGCGUAAACUCUGAGCGUGAGGUUUGAGCAACGUAAUGGUCUGUCGGGAACGGGGGACUGUGCCACGGAGGGUGUUCAUCACCAAUUCACUGACCGCAUUGAUCUGAUCCGCAUUGGCCAUCCGCAACAAUUCUUGUCGUUUGUGUUGAUUGGCUUCUUGUAAGACACUUUUUAAGAACGGGGCUUGUCGUUCCAUGCGCCACCCCAUGAUGAAUCUUGAGUUCAGGCAACGACCAAGGUCUAUUUAUGGUAAAAAUGGCACCACACCGACCACACAAUUCGCCAUGAUAAUGCCGUUGCAUGUGAUUCCGACACCGUGCACACAAGGCGGCUUCAUACUGGUCGUCCCAAUCCAACGCAAACGUCACGGCUUUGCGUUUGGAGCGUCGUCGGUUAGUCUGGGCGUCGAAUUCGGACUCUGGGUUUGUAUUUCCUGAGCCACAAAGGCGAGAGAGCCAUUGCCAAAAGCGGGAGUUUAGCACCGCGUUGCAAACCACGUCGUCGGCGUCGUUUUCGAGGGACAUAACGAUGUCGGCGACCGUUGGGUCCACGGACCAUCCUUAAUGAGAGUCUGGUGUCCCACCAAGCGUUUCUUUUAUAGCGUGCAUGGAGCUUAGAAAUCCCAUCCCUUUGCGCGUCUCAACAUCCGCUGGACCCGUCGUUGGGCCAGUCGUUGAUUGGCUGCACUGAUCUUACCCACUUUCUUUUUUUUCUUCUUUUUCAUGAGAACAGCGGCAGCCACAGCCGCGGGGAUGAGAAGUGGGAGAAUACCCCCUCGUUGUUUUCGGCGUCGUUUUCGUCGUCGUGGACCACAGUGCAUGAUGAUCUGUCCGAUGGAGGACACACCUUUUAGUCUUUUAUAGUUUUUUCACAUAAUCGAACAAUUAAAGGAUUCCCCCGCAUAUUUUUUCCGUUUGCCUGAAGCCACUUCGCGUCGACGUUUUUCGCCAAUGGCGAUGGCACGCUUGGUUUGAUGAUCCCCGAUGGCUUUGGUGAUCCCAUAACCGGCUUUGAGAAUCCCUAGGGGCAGACUGGCCGCGACACCCCCUACUUGACUCACACGCCGUCGUCGUUUGGCGGGUCGCCGUCGGGUCGUCCUGCGUUGGCGUUUACGUCGAGGACCCAUUGCAUUUUUUGGGACGAUGGAAGAAAAGUCACGGUUUUUAUACCUUUUUUAGGAAGAACUGCCUCCUCGUCCACGGGCUCGGCCCCGUCCCCGUCCUCGGCCACGGCCACGUCCCCGUCCUCGGCGUGGUGGUCUAGGUGGACUUGGGCUGGAGGUUCGGGUGGACGUGCGGCGCACCGAGGGACGACCCCCCUCUUCAUACACGGUCGUCACCGUAUUGGUGUGCGUGAUGUUGCGAAUCCGUCGACCUCGUGCCCGUUCUUGAGCAUCUUCAUUGAGCAAAUCCAACCGUCGCCUUAAUCCUCGCCGUCGUUCAUCAUCAUCAUCAUCGCCAUCCUCAUCAUCAGACGGAGGGGACGAACCAGGAGAGGGUGGGGAGGGCACCCGGGGGCGCCGUCGCGGUUGUUUGGCAGCGAUGGUGGGACGUCCAGUGGGGGUGGUCACCGUGGAGGUGGUAGUCCUGGUGCCUGCCCCGGCACUGCGGCGGCUGGUGGAGGGGCGUGUUCGAGUGGACGUGACGGGUCGUGGUCGACUGGUGGUGGUAGUAGUCGUGGUGGGACGAGUUCGGGUGGAUGUGGUGGGACGGGUGGGGGCAGCCGUGGUGGUGGUGAUGGUGGGUGGUGGUGGUGGUGGUGGUGCCAUGGUGGUGAUGGGAGUAGAAGUGGCAAGUGGUGCUGUACCGGUGCCUGCCACGGGUGGGAGCGUGAAGGCAUUCAAGGCAUCGUCUACAUUGACCGGGUAGGUCAAAUUGAAAUCAUCAAUGUCUUGCUCCAAUUGGGCUCGAUCCACGGGUCGAGACAAUUCGGUCACCAUGUCCGUCAUGCUGCUGAGAUCCCGGAGAACCGAGGGGGAACCCACCCCCGCAGGUGAGUGUGUGUCCAUGCGAGCGGCUAACUCAGUAUGUUGUCCGCCUUCUCUUUGCCGGCGGACCCUGGCGAGUUCUCGUUGCAGUUCGUUGUCGAACGGCAGGGACAUCCGCACGCAAGGUGUGGACUUGCGCUUUGCCUUCUCGAGGCGUUAAAUGACUCCACAGGCGGUAGCGAUCAUCCGACGCCGGAUGUACAUCCAACAUCAAAUAGCCAAAGGGGCGGGCCGUGAUGCGUUUAAAUAGGCGCAAGACUUGACGCCAUCGAUCCGGAAAGGCUUGCAAUAAAAUCGUCCGUAUCCCUGUUUGAUCCCGGGGGUUUUUGAAGGCCACAAUGUAAUGCGCGUUGCGAUUGAUGGUCUUGGAAAAUUUGCCCGGCGGGAAUAAAUCUUGCGUCAAAUACAGCACCGUAAUGUUGCGAUGAUGCGAAUCUUUGGUGAACAAAUCCAACACGCGCUUGUCUUGUCCCCCUUCUUCCAUCAGGUCGUCCAAGACCAACACCCCGCCGCGCGUCCGACCAAACCAUUGCGUCAAAUGACGAGGGUCCGGUAAUCCGCGAUGAAAUUGAAUCCCAUCCUUUUUUUGCAUACGCUCGAAUCGGGGUUGCCAGCGAUCAUAAGCAUACACAAUCUUGCGGGGUUUGACUUGAAACACGUUCAGGUACCGUAACCAUUGUUCCACCAAGUCAGUCUUGCCACUGCCCGACGGGCCGGCGAUGAUCACACUGCUAGGUUGUCGGAUCAUGAUUCCCACGGUCGAGGGUGACGUCGAUAAUGACCGGUGGCCCCUUUAGCGCCCAUGCGUUUAUACCGUUUGUCCCGUCCCAAUUGGUCGCCGAUUUUAUAGGCUUUGGCCAACACGCUCAUGAUACCUCGUCCGUUUUGGCGAAAGCGGGGUCGUCGGGUGCGCUGUCGUCGUCGUCGUCGUCUGGGCAUACUGUCCAAUACUCGCGGUAUAAGCGGGGCGAUUCGGAUUGAAUCAGGCCUUCCAUGGUUUCUCUUAAAUACGUUUCGCUCAUGCUAUCCAUGUACUGUUUGAGGGAGACCCAAUCUUGGUCUUGCGCCAAUUGUCGGGCCAUGAGCCAAUGAUACCCAUCCCAGGCAUCGAUGCCUCGCACCGUAUUGACCUUUUCGAUGGGGUGUUCCCACCAAUACAAGGUUUCUUCCAGAAUGAACGCAUCGACCACCCGCUGGACAUCGGCUCGCGUAAUCAUGAUGAACUACAAUGACCACUCGUGGACCACACACUUCGUUUUUAUGGGUUUUAUUCAACACUCACAAUGAUUACAAGUGAUAAAGGCCUGGCGGCUCACAUUCUUUUGCCCCCCGUCGGGUCGGGCAUCGACUUCAUCUUGUAAUUCCCGUUUGAUCACUCGUUUCAACUGCUCGGCCACUUUUUGAUCAUUCAACACUAAAUUGUCGCAACUCCAUUGACUUAAAAAUUCUUGAUACGACCGUCCUUGCGCCCGGGCUUUCAAGAAAAAUAACGCAUAAUGGCCACAGGUUUGACUAUCCAGGGCUUGCAGGGUCUGGUCACUGCGCGUCAGGUACUUCCAUUGACCCCACCAUUGGUGCAACUCCGGGUUGGUGUACACGUGCAGGGGUAGACCAUAACUGUCAAAGAUCUCGCACUGGUUCUUUUCUGUCCAUAGACCCAACCAAUGCUGUCCCGGUUCUCCCGCUGGAUCGGUGUUGACAAUGUAGGCUUGACGGACACUCGUGGCGGGGGAUCGGGGGAGUUGGUCGGCUGGAUGCACCCCAUGAAACACGCGUCGUAAUUCGGGAUCCUCCAAGGCCAGGGUCCGCAACACCGUAUCGCUGAGCGCCACAAACUCCAUGACCAGUGUCUUCUGACUUCUGAGGCCAUCUCAUCCGUUGAUGUUGUACUUUAUACCUCCCAGAUGAUUGAUCUCGUACAUGUUUUCAUAUUCGCUCCAUACCAAGAUAGUGACGUUAUGACCGACAGCUGCAGUAAAAUCAAUCACCAGUCGCGUAUUGCCCGAUUGACGGGGGUUACGGUACUGGGGGUCAUCGGCUUUGCCACUGGGCACAUUGUUGAACAUGAACAACGUGCAGUUCUUGCCUUGUCCCCAAUCACCAGGCAGCAGCAUGGGGAUCUUAUCUUCACUGUAAACACCCAUGGCUUGUAGAAAUCGAUCGUAGCCCAGUAGAUCUUCAUAGGCUUGGUCUCCAGUCAAUUGCAGGGUUCUGUAAGGGUAUUCUUCUCCAUUCAAGGUCUGUCGUACUUGGGUGACACCAAACUUUUGAAAGGCAAAAGGGUAUCUUUCUAGGUCUCCAUUGAAGGCAUCCGAAUGCAAUAAUCCCACCAUCACUCGGUCAGGAAAUCGUCCCACAAACACAUUGUCUUGUUCCCACUGGGUGGUACGCCCAUCAAAGGAAAACGUGCGAAUUUCGCUCCGCACGACAGGGUAGCGGGCAAUCUGUUUGGCAAUCUGUCUUUCUUUCUGCAGUCUGACAUAGACACUGGCAUUCAGGGUCACUUUUCUCAUCAACAAAGUGACUUUGAUGUCAUCAUUGUGGAUGGCUGGAAUUUUCUUGGUGGUCAAAGUGCCUUUGUUAGGGCUGCCCAUCAAGUAGAUGGUUUUGGGGUUGAGGAAGAGUUCAAAGUCCAACUGAACAUUGGGAACCAACAAUUUGCCUGUCUUGAGGGGUGGCAAAUGGGGACGAACAAUGAAGGUGUGCCAAUGUUCACCCAGCAACUUGCUGGUCAGGGUUCGCAAGUCUGCAUUGCCACUCCAAUCCGCGGCCACAGGGACAUCGGAAUUGGCGGCUGUAGCUCCUAUUUCUUCUGCCACAUUGAGCUGAUUGAUCCAUCCUUGGGGGGCUAGUUUGGUGGUUCCUUCUUCUCGGUUGUAAUUCAGGAGGGUUUCUAGAUAGGCUCUGUAAUGGUAGGUGUUGCUCUGUUCAGUCAUGAGGACGCCAUUCAUGCUCAUGGUAAUAUCUCGAAAGAUGGAGUGACCGAAAUUGUUGACGCAGUAGACAUGUCUGGUUUCGUUGGCAUUGGAAAUGAGCAGACCAGCAUGCAAUCCUGUAUACCCAGCGGCGGGAUCGGUCAGGCGUACUUUGACUUUGAAGCGGAGAGAAUUGAGAUCGUAAUAAUCGUCGGAGCCUGGAAUGGAGAAGGUGAUGGGUUGGAUACCCGUCAAGGCGGGUUGAAACUCCACCUCCCGCGAGGCUUCGUACCGAUAAUCCACAUCGGGCACGUCAAACAGACUGAGCGACAUGAUGCGGUCUGUCCACGUUGUUCAACGGCGUCCUCUUUUUAUACCCUUUUGUAGUCUGUGCCAAUCAUGGAUGGGAAACGCGGAGGGAAAGGGGCGGUGAGGAAAAUCGAUUUGGAUGCGUUUUUUCAACUUGCUAAAGACAUUGCCCCCUUUCUGCUUCUUCUGCUUCCUGGCUUUGGCUUGGUUGGCCCACAACACUUUUCGGAGAUCCCCCUGGCCAAAGAUCGUGCCCCCUUUCAUACGUUUCUUGAUCCAACGGUCCAUCAUGGCCUUUUCUUGGGCGGCUGAGAGGACCUUCAUGGGAUCCCCCAUGCGCAUGCGAGUGGACGUGCCAAAAAUCGUGCCCCCUUUCAUGCGGCGCAGGGCCUGCUUCACCCUCCAGGGUUCGGGGUUGAUCCGAUGCGUCGUAUUCAUCAGGGGAUAACGCGCCAUGGUCGACUUGCCAAAAAUCGUGCCCCCCACUUGAUACGGCGAAAUGAACCGUCCACGGGCGCGUUGCCGUCGAACACGAUUUUGCGAUUUGAGAAAGCCUCCUACACGUACCAUUUUUCACAGUCCAAAGAUAUCCCGUACGCGUUGCGUGGCUCUUUUAUAGGUAUUUUGGGCAGUCCGUUUAACCUUGUGUUUGCCAGUCGUCCAAGCCAUGGCAGGGGCUUUGCGUUUCAAGCCGCGGCUGAGUUGGGCACUUCGAUCGGCCCACGUGUCCGCGGCACUCUUGCCACGUUGAAUAUCUUGCAGUCCCGCUUGAGCUUGUUGCACAAUUAGGGGUCCCGCCAGUUUGAUCAAGUCUUCCGCCAAGCCUUUGCCCUCUUGCUUAGUGACCACGGGCGUAUGGUACCGCGUUAAACUGCCUCCGCGCAUGGUUCACGUCGUGGUGCUUUUUGAUGUUCCAGAACACGUGGGGUGGCUUUUUAUAGCUGUUUGAGACCAAUGGUCACCAGGGUUUUGCCCGGGGGUAGGAUGGUCAGGGGUCCACUGGUACUGGCAAUUUCCACUUCCAAGAUAUCCAUUUGUUGGCCUCGUACUUUGAUCCAUUGGUGGUGCAAGGGUUCGGCUGUACUUUCUCCUUCCCCUGUUCUCAAUAAUUGCACUUCCCGUAACAGGGGAUACUUGCCACUGCCCACCACGGUGGAUUCCACCAGGUCUGAGUACACCAUCACGGUGCGUUUGCUGGUGCCCACCAUCUUUUCAAACGAAGCAUCCAGGUUGUUGAACUGCCAUUCUACCAGCCUGGACAGCAAAAGCCGUUUUCCGUUGACCUCAAACAUUUGAUCUAUAUCGUCGUCAUCGGUCAAAUCCUUGGGUAGCAUCCCGGCAUAAUGCUCUCCAUUCCAAUUGAGAUCCGCGCGAACAGAGGGGUAGGAACUGUGGUCUGGCGGGGUUUGGCUCGUGUAGGUCACGGUAGGGCACGUGAAUUGGAGAUUGGGCCCCAGCACAUACCCCUCAUCCACCCCUGCGGGUUUUUCAAUGAACCCAAACCUUUUUGCGAUCUCCAGAUCCAUCAUGAAGGCGCUCGUGACUUUGCUCUUGUUGGCAUUCAUCAAGUCUCCUUUAUCCACGGCAUGCAGCACCAAGGCAUCGCCUUUCCAGCUCAUCAUAGGCAUCCAGUUCUUUUUCACACUGACCACGGGAAAUUGAUCACUAUGAUGGGUCAUGGCAGCACUUUGUUGGUUGAUCAAUGCCUGCAUGACCUUGUUGUGCACUUCUUGCAUCACGCGUUUCCAAAACUCACUGCCGGUGGUCACAGACUGUUUGGCACUCAUGAUUUCUUCCAAUUCCACUCCAUAAUCUUUUUUCUUGAUUUCGACCUGUUUGUACGACCCAGUUACCCAUUUGCGCGUCAAGAACAUGACGCUUAUUUUGACGACUUUGGUGUGAGGAUCCGUCGCAAUGACGGCAUUGCUCUGACCUUGAUCUGGCACGGUCAGGGACAAUAACGAAGCGUGCCAGCCUUCGCCCGGUAAGCUCAGGCGUUCGGGCAGACGGACCUUGAAACUGUUGUUGGCAUUGUUGGGAAACUCGUCGGUCGGAUCACUGAUGAGCGUCAAGCGUUUAAUCUCACUCAUCAUGAGGAAGAAGAGGCACGUCUAAUAAGGUGCAGGGUCCUUUUAUAGCCAAGUCGCCACUUUCUGUUUACUGCGAGGGACGCGUCCCACCACUGAAUUAAAGGUCGAUUGUUUGGGAUGAAAACAUACUUGCUGGGCAAUGUUGGGAAAGGCCCGGGCUAGUUCCAUCAGGGUCAUGCAGGUCUUUUUUUUAGGGGGUUUCUUCUUGCGCAUGGGUGGAUGACGACCGGCGCGUCGACGUUGUUGUUGUUUUUUCUUGGGUGGGGACCGUAGAGCCCCUCGUUGCUUGGCAUACUCUUCGGCUCGAUGGUAAGCAUUGGCGUAGGCCCAUUGCUGUUUGGUGGGACUGGCCAACUUUUCCCACCACGGUUGGGUUUGCCGUUGUUCCGCGGCUUUUGUCUGGAUAAAGUUCAUCAUCUCUGCGUCCGUGGUAGGUGUGUCAUCGAGAAACUGCACCCGCUUUUUUCUUUUUCGAGGCGUGAGUUUGACGCGGACCAUGUUGCGCGGGAAUCCAACUAUCGUACUUGGCCGGCCACCCUUUCCACCGAACCAAGACUUGACGUCCUUUGCGUUUCAAGACUUUUUCGAUUCGAAACAAUGAAUCGUCCGACACUUGGACUUUUUGCACAUCGGGUUCGUAAAACGUGCCUUUUAUAGGGGUGCCGUCCCAUUCACUGAGUCGAUAGGUGACCACGGGAUGACGACGGACGUGCGUGACCACAAACACUUCUUCCGUCCAUCCUGGUAAAUACCCUUUUUUGAAAGGACGAUGUUUUUUGUUGAGACGCACUCGAUCCCCUACGCGACAUUUGGGUGGGGGGAUCUUGGGCUUCAACCGUGAUCCAUAGAGUCGAUCCCAUACCUCGGACUCGUUUCGAAAGGUGACUUGAUGCGGGGCCAUCCCGAUACUGCGAUGAUAGGCGUGAUUGUAGGUAUAGAUCAAGGGUUGCAAGACGUCCACGUACCGUAACGUAUUGUGCGCAGUGAAAUACCGGUACAUGCGUUGUUUCAAGGUGCGAUGCCAUCGUUCCACCACCGAGGCCUUGCUAUCCCCAUACGUGAAAAAAUGAUGCCAGCCGUGUUUCUUGAACCAGGCUUGGACCUUUCGAUUCAAAAAUUCUUGGCCUUGAUCCGUUUGCACACGGAGGGGUCGUCGUGGUGAGGCCCGUCGGCGUAUCGCGUCCAACCCUCGGAUCAUGUUGGCGGCACUCUUGGAUUUGAUGGGCACGGCCCAGGCAUACUUGGACAGGACAUCGAUGACCGUUAACAAAUAUUUGUGGCCUUGGUUCCACCGACUGAGUUUUUGCAUGUCCACUAAAUCCAUCUGCCAUUGUUCGUCGCGGCCAAAGACCAAGGUGGGGGUGGUGGGAAACCGCGUCCGUCGGGGUUUGUGGAGCGUAUAGCUCAACACGGAUUGAAGAAUCCGUUGCGCUUGCGGGGUUUUCAAUUUAUGGGCUUGGGCAAAGGGUUGGACCCCACCCAAGGCCCCAGGUGCUUGGGGAUCUUCGUAAGCGCGUGGCAACGACAUCAAGACACUGACACAUAGUCUGAGUCCAAUUCUGUCUUUAAUAGUUUUUCACCUACAUGAAUUUUCAAAACAAACACGAGCUCCCAAAGUUCUUAUGCAAAUGGCGCCUUCUCUCAAACUCUCGCUCCUGGGCUUGGACAGACUCGCCAAACUGUUUUAACCAUGGAUCAUACUUCAUCUGUUCUAUCUCGGGGUCUGGCCUCUCACCAUAACGCAUCUCUACAGUGUGCAUGCCCCAGGGUCUCUCCUUCUCGGGGUCUUUUCCUUUCAAAAGAGGGACAGGUGUGUCUUUCACCCAUCGUCUCAGGGUUGGUUGCGCUUGCUCUCGGGGACACCAUAGAGGACCAUGGAGCCAUUGAAAGUAACCGCAGGGUUUGGCAUGGGUGAGAAAGCUCCCACAACUGAAAAACACUUUGUUGUAAUUCUUGGCGGUGCGACUCAAUUUCAUCUUGGGAACCAACCCACAUUUGCACUUGAGUUCUCCGUGUUUGAUUCGGGCAUGGACUUGAGGAUGCGUGUCUUCUUUCAAUUUCUCCAUCAUCACCUCUCGCGUGUCUUCAAACAAAUACACGGGACACCCUGGUUGGGGACACUUGAACCGCAAGGGACCAAAUUGGGCUUGGGGGUUGACGCAUUCCAGGAAUUGAUGGGGAUGAAACGGGCAGGCUUCAUACAGGAGUUGGUUGAGCUGGGUGUCCAUCUGGUCCAGGAUUUCCCAUUCCCCUACUUCCGUCGCGGGAUCUGAAUGAAACGUCCCUUCCUCUACACAUUCUUCCUUAUAGUCUUUCAGGGUGCCCUCCAUCAGGUCGUCGAUGGGCGAGGGUGUAGGGGGUGGCCGUGGGUCGUCGGCUUUAGGCAAGGCAUUGAGAGCCAUCACCAGUUCGCUGGUCGGGGGUUGUUUGGCUUUCAUCUCUAGGAGUUCAGCUCGGGACAACCCAAGCUCAGCCAUCUCCUGAUCAUGAUCCGCUUUCAUCUGUGCAGCUCGCGCUUGGGCUUUCUCCUCUUCUUGUUUUUGUUUCUUACUGACGCGACGUCGUUUGCGUCCCGACGGCACGGCUGCAGGUUGAGUGGCUUGACGAUCCAUCCUCCCUCGACUGACGAAUGACUUCAAGGGAGCGUCUACCCGGCCUUUUAUAACCCCUCCUCCCACGUCUCGUGAUGCCACUCGUGAUACUCAUACGAUCCUUUUUCCACCAAUCCGGACUCGUUCUGGGCUCUCGUGAUGAUCGUAUGAUCUUGGUCUCCACCAAUCAGCGGCUAUCCCAGGGGCUAUAAAACCAGCGAAGCGUCUACGACCCCCUCUCAUUCGUUGCAGUCCACUUGACACGGUAAGCAUGGCACUCCAUGAAGUGGGUCUCUUGGUGUUCAGUCAGGGGUUUGCCCUCUCCCGCGACGAGUAUAUCAUUCGAGAACUGGCUUUUUGUGAUUGGACAGGGCAUCAUCAUGGAUUGUUCAAAUACCUGUUACCGAAGGGUGUGUCGUACCAUCAAUUAUCCGAGGAGGCCCGAACCCGAGUGGAUCGUCAGACCCAGACCGUGCAUGGCUUGCCCUUCGAACCGUAUACAGCGUACAAUCGCCAAGACUUUCAUCCCUACGAUCAAAUGCGAGACGAUAUCACCCGUUGGUGUCAACAGCAUCUCACCCCCCAGCGGAAUCGGAUCGGGGUUCACACGCUCAAUGGACUGUAUCGACUGUUCCAUGAGCCCCCGUUUGCUUACCCUCUCGUGGUCUUGGAAGGGCAGGGGUGUGGGGACUUGGCCAAUCUCCCUAUUGCCACCGCCAAUGUCAUGGCUCACCACGAUCAUGGUCGCAAUUGGUGUGAGGAUCAUUCUCAUGGAGCCCGUGGGAGUGGUAUCUGGCAUGAUCAUUGCGCGCAUGUGCGGGUCUGUCAAAUGAGUGGAUGGUUACGUCGCCAGACCCAUGUCCUACCCACCCUUUCGCAAGUCAACGCCCAACGCGUAUUGUGGCAAAAACGGUGUGAUCGAUUAUUAGACGAACUGUUGUGCAACUUUUGUAUCGAGGCCAAAGACCAGGCGUUUGCUAAUGGUCAAGGACUGGAUUGGAUCCCGGAGGAUUGCGAUGAUUGUCGUAGCGUCUUACGUGUCUUUGAACAAACCGUGACCCAACGGGAAUGGGAUGUGCCCCUGAUGUACGCUGAUGAUGAACCACAUUCCAUGUGGGCUUGGACGCCCAUCCCUCGUCAUAAACACUGACUUUUUUUUAUUUUUUUUCACAGAGUAUGCCUUUGACUAUUUACACCGGAGGAGCUAAAGGGGUGGACACGCAUGCGGAGCGAUUAUGUCACUUGUAUGGUCAUACCUGUGUGGUCUUUAUCCCACCCUGUCACCCUCGAUCCAAGUCUCUCACGCCCUUGACUCAAUCCCAGUUGGAUGCGGCCACACCGACCGUCACCCAGGUGGCAUUUCGAUUGGGUCGACAAAUCCAUCAUCCCAUCAGCCUCCAGUACAUUCAACGCAAUUAUUACGUCAUUCAGCCGGCGUCCCUUGUUCUCGCGUUGGGUCAUUUUGAUGAAUAUGGCAAGCAUCUGUUGGGAGGUACAGGCUGGGGUGUGAUCAUGGCCCAACUUUUAGGCAAACCCCUCUAUGUAUUCGAUGUGGAUAAAGAACAAUGGUAUUGGUGGAAUCCCACCUCCCAAGAGUAUCAAGUCUGUGAGGGCAUGACCGAGGAACAAAUCGCUUUACCCACCCUCCAAGACAAGACCGCCAUUAUCGGCACCCGAGAAGAAGACCCUGUCCUCUAUCCCACCCUGGACGCUUUAUUUAAACGUCAAUAAACAAACACUGUUUCAUAGAACAAAUCACAUGUGCGUGUUUUUAAUUCACAUCAACAAUAACAAGAUCCAUGGCAUCCAUCACUUUAUGAAUCAAAUCCAGUCUCGUCAUGACUUUGUCUAUGGAAUCGUACGAGGGCUUCCUUCGGCCAAUCAUGACGGGGCGCUCACCCAAGGGUGUCUCGGGAAUCCGAUGGGCGAAUUGCCUAAUGACAAAGGCAAUGCCCUCAUUCAUCAACCUAUCCAGAUUGGGAGGGACACGGGCCAUCUCCGCCAUCAUGCCAACCUAAAACCAGACAAAAAAAAAAUGUUUUUGUCAGUGUCAAGGUCAUGAGAAGAAGGCAAAAAACAAAAUCACUCACCGACAUCCGGUGAUCCGACAUGCGAUGGCAAUGGUGGCACCCAUUGGUCCUGGGGGCAUGCAAUCGCACGAUCACUUGGUUCCAAGUCAGGCCCUCGCCUAGGUGCUUGGGAUACCCUGUCAUGGCGCAUUUGGGCAACCCUUUGAACUCUCGCACCACUUUUUUACGCUUGUCCAUCGUGUAAAAACACUCCACCCAAAACAUGAUCUUCACUUGCACUUCCAACGGGAGCACGUUGCCAAACGGUUUAUUCCUGGGGUCGACCAACCCUCGGCAGUCCAUGAUGACAGUGGCCAAGCAUGGAAUGGGCUCUCUCCACUCUAGUCUGCCUUAGUUAUCCGUUCCUUGGACCAAUCACCCACUCGUACCAGGCCUUGGAGUCUCACCCAAAAAAGUGUACCCAUGGGGGGUACCCCCUAGAGUCUCCUCUCGUGGUCAAAUUCCCUCACGUGAUGUCUCUCCACCAAUCAGUGUCUCUCAUGGAGUCUCUAAAUCACGUUGCGCGCUCUGUGUGAGCUCAUUCCAGUUUGAUCAGCGUUGCUAUUCAAGAUGGUGAGCUCUUUACAAUCGAUUGUGCUGUUCUCGGUACCGAUUGCGGUUCUCAUCGACAUGUUGAAGAUUCUCCACCAACUGCCUAUGGGCCAUGAGUUGUUCUGCGCGCUAUUCCGCAGAUGUACGCAUGAAGAGUUGCGGGAUUGGGCCAAGACGUUCCCGUGGGACCACCCGAUCGCCCGGAAAUUGGAUCACGAGGUGCAUCGGCGCCGCAUGGCUGGUGAGUUUCAUAGUUUUUUUUCGGGGUGUGGGUCCCCUUUUUUUUUCCUUAUACCUUUUUUUUUUUUCAUAGAGGUAUUCAAGGGGUUUGAGUUUCUACGCACCGUGUUGUGGCCUGUCCACCUGUGUCUUUGCCCUCGACGAGCUCAACUCAAUUGGGCCGCGCGGUUCUGGGUUCCAACCUGUUCGUGUUGAUUUUUUUGUUUGUUAGAUUCAUGGGAAUAUGUGGAAAAUCAGCCUGUUUGUCAUAUAUACCAGUGGAUCGCUCAUCCUACUCAUGGCGGAGUCUGUAACCAUUGCGAGAGAAUGAUGGAUGGGUUUCGCAUGGAUGAUGUGAUAGCUGGCAACUGGGAGGGGACCCUCACCGAAGAUGAAAUUGUAGACUAUGUACAGAGUGGGGACCCUAACCAUCGGGAUUGGGACGAUUUUCCGUUACGUAUGACGUUCCGAAUUAACACGUUUCUCCGGAGACAGGGUGAUGUGGGUGAACCCGAUUUGGCAGACCUGGUUUUUUAGACGAUUAAUUUCAGUUCAUUUUUUUUCACAGGCACACAUUGCCUGUUACGUGAUCAUUUGCAAUGGAUUCCGAGUGUGCACUUUUUACACUCCCAUUUUUUCCGAAUCCUGACUCGUUCAUUUUUCACCUCUUUGUAGGUUUUCAUUUCACACUAAAACAAUAUGGAGGAUGGGUUCGACCCUUUCAAUUAAGAUGUCAAUAUAGUACGGUCCAAUGUGUAAUUCAACUUCAUGAAAUAUUUCAGAUGUGAUUGAGGUCAUUGACCAAUGGGGGUGGAUCCUUCCCUUGCAACACCGAUGCCAUAUUCAUUGUGUUCGACAAUUCAAUCAAUUCUGUAACAAUACUGCUUUUUAGAGACCCGUACCCGCCUCCAGAACAGCCGCUGGUUCCGAGACCCCGUGGCUUUUUUACUUGGAACAGACAUGAAAGACAUUUAUUAUUAUUGAUUUUUUUCAAAAUUUUAGAGACACAUACCCACAUCUACAACAGUUGCUUCUUCCUAGACCGCUUUGUUUUCUUACUCAUGAAGACAAAAUAUUAUUAUUAAUUUUUUUCAUAGAUUCGCAUACUAUUCUCAGCACCCACAGGGUUCACGGCACGUCCGCGGCCUGGUGUUUUUGUGGUAGUAUCGUGCAGUGGUACACUGGACCAGGGGUCCCUCUUCCACCGUAUCCAAGACCCCUCAAAUUACUCUGUUGUCGUUGUUUUUUGAAUUUUCGUCGCGUGCAAGAUUUACACGUGCCCUGUUAUUGGUGUGAGAUGUUGCAAGGCAUGGGUUAUCCACCCCGUCCUUGAAAACCUGUUUUUUUUCGUUUUCAGAUACUCGUUUUGUCAUACGAGCUAUUUACCUCCCUUCCCUUUUUCAGCCACUACCCAGAUAAUCCUGAAACACACCAGGUACACGAGGUUUGGACCGGGAAGACAAUUGUAUUUCACGUGCAAUGAUUGUUGGACCUAUUCACGGCAUGUGUCCGUCCUCUCUGAACCCUGUUGGGGAUGUUACAUCUUAGAAAGCACAGGAUGGGAAUUUUGAACAUUCGGCAGGGGGAGGUCUGCAUGGUGGCGCCACCCCUGUUGAAUGUUCAUUUUUCAUUUUCCUUUCAUUAGAUUCUCAUUGGAUUAUACAAGAUAUCAUGAUUUUUCGAAGCUGGCCCAUCCCUCAUAAACUCUGUAUUGUUAAUCAUCAAGGAUGGUCCAGCUUACUCCAUUUGUUCAAACUCAAACGUUGAUUUUUUUUUCUUUUUUCUUUCAUUAGUAUGUCAUUGGUUCUUAGAUACUCAAACUAAGAUAUUGAUGUUUUAUUAGCAUGUCAUUGGAUCUUAGACCAUUUUGAUUAUAAUAAAAUAUCAUUGUAAACAAUCAUUUCAAGGGCGUGACACCACUCGGGCGUCACAUACGUCCCACAUGUAAUAAAGUCUUUUGUUUUUUGUUUGUUUUCCAGUCAAUCAUUGGAUAAUAAACCAUCGUCUCGUACGUGCCAAUGGUCGACUGUAUCUCAUUCAGUUUGCUUCUUGGAUCUAACCACCCCUCCUCUAAUUUGUUUUCAGGCACCAAUGCCACGUUCAAAAUUUAUUUAAUCAAACCGUGGUCAUUCACAGGUUUCAACCACUAUAUCAAAUGGCCUCAUCCAGCGCUCAUGACUUCUGCCUCUAGGAAGCAAACACCCUUUCUUAUGUUCACUUAUUAAUGUCAAGGGCGUGACGUCACUCGGGCGUCACACACGUCCCGCAUGUAACUAGGCUCAUUCGCGACUCGUCCAUUAAAAAAUCAUGUGUGGAUCUAAAAUCUUGUGUGUUUUUCUUGACUUUGGGGAUGCGAGGGGUCUGGGACUACUUUUCAUGACUUGCGCAUGCGCAGUAGGUCUACGCGGAAAUAGGUUCACCGGCAUGCGGGGGACCUGGGGAGUCGUCUGGCGGUCUGCGCAUGUGCCUACGAUCUCAUUCACGUGAUUGCGCAGGGUAAACGCUUGGACCUCACUGCGCAUGCGUUCAACUAUCAGACUCUUCUCAUUAAAACUAUGCCAAGCAUGUAGAUUCAACUCUUGUGUGCGUGUGUUCUUUAUUCCUAGAGGUCACGUGGGUUAAAACAAUGGGUGUGACGUCACAAAAGUCACAUGGUCCAAAUGCGCGAUUCUGAUUGGUCGAGACCAAUUUUGCUGCGCUCUGAUUGGUCAGGACCUACUGUAGCCAUCCAUACUACUCCCGUGCAGAGACCUGUAAACCAUCGUAGCUCUUUGAAAUUGUUGCUGGCAAGCUAGGUUUUUCCACCCUAGAAGUUUGAAAAGGUGACCAGCAUCUACGUCAUAGCUUGAGUAGGUCAAAACACGGGCUGCUCCGUUUUGUAGCUUUUGAACCUUAUUCCGUAAGGUUAUCCCACAGUUUCCCCAAACAAUGUUGCAAUAAUCAAAGUGUGGCUGUAUUAAAGCUUGAUAUAUUAGUUGUAAGGUCGCCUGAGGGACAAGGUGCCUUAUUCGUUUUAUGGCCCCAAUACCAAAACGCACUGUUAGAGAACUGUUCUUCCGGCUGAAAUACUCAUGCAUGAACUCUGCUGUCUCUAUUCUGAUCAUUCGACAUUGUAUUUUUAUUUAAUCAGUGCCUUUCUUCAUACUGUACUGUAUUUUAUUAAAAAAUGCUUCAUUGUUAUGAAUUUUACGCUUCCCCGCUUAUUUCGAAACCCCACUAUUUCGAACUUUUUUCCAUUUCCCUUGGGACUUCGAAAUAGCGGGGUUCGACUGUAUGUUAAAAACUUGAGUCCUUUUUCUCAGUAACUAAAAAUUUCUUAAAAAAGCUUUUUUAAAAAAACGUGAGUAACUGUCCAAAGCUCUUAGAGAUCUUGGUAUAGAGUUCCAAUCCUUAAUAGAACAAACUGUAAAAGAACGACCACCCACGGUGGCAUAAUUAUAUAUAGAACAAAACAAAUUUAAAUUACAGUAUCUUGUAUUCCUCAUAUGCAUGCUAGAAAUUUGUAACUGGAAGUUCAUUCAUACAAUUAGGAGUGUUUCCUUUAAGUUUGUUGUGAAUGAGUGGGUACCAAUUUAUGUGCGACUCCCUAUAAAAAGAAAUCCAAUUAAGUGUAUUAAACAGGUUCAUGGAUCUUGAGUUAAAAGGUGCAUUCAGUGCAAAGUACAAAGUGAGAAACGUAACGCCUCAACACACCACAAGACAGGAUUUCCGUGUUAUAAUUUUUCUUCAUCGAGGGAUUUUCUUUUUAAUACGCGUGCAUAAUUACACGAAAAACAAGGGCGUCGAAUCGGGGAAAAUUACAUCAUUGCCAAAUUAACAGCUAAAAGCCUGAUAAAUUUACAUGCGUCAUUUCAGUCAUCGCCGAAAAUAAACCGCAUGCUCAUCACGAGACUCAUUUGCAUACAACGAAAGUCGUCACGAUUCUUAUCCCCAGUUUCUAAGCGCCUGGGACCAUGGCCGACCAUUUGGGGAAGACCGACGAAAAAACAGAAACAAAAGAGGCCUGCAUUUUAAGAGUCUCGCUCUGCUAAGGCAAGCUCGACUAAUAAAGUUCCUUAGUUUGGAGUGAUCACACUCUUCUACGUUGUCUUUAUUUGAACUUGCAAUAGAUUCGACAAAGAAGAUUAAAGAUUUUGCAAUCUUUUCCGGCUCGGAGACAGAGCUACCAUUGUAGUUCAUAGAAUGAAGUCCAUAGAAUAAAGGUGGUGUGAGCUGCAAAAAAAGGAAGGCAUGAUCUUCGCAGUUAUUCUCCCAUUUUUAAGUAUUUUCAAAUUAUGCCCGAAAAAAUUUCAGGGCUUCAACGGGUUCUCGAAACCGUGGCCCCGACGUUACCUAUUCAUCAAUAUUCAUUGCCAACGAGGCAACCGAGCUAGUAAGAAGCGAGGUUGACUUGGCGGCAGAAUUAUAACGCCGCGCAAUGUAGGCAAAAACUCUCAAAUUCUGCGUAACCCUCUAAAAUUUGCAUUUUUGACAAUAUUUGGGUGCAAGACCCCAUAUUUGGGUAGUGACGUCAUGGUCUUGUAUUUACAACUCGUGGUUCAAGAUUGGGUGAUUCAGUGUGCAGCUGUUCGUUGUCUGUUCAAGAGGACCUAACUGGUGAGCAAGCUUUAGAACGAUUUCUAGUUUGAAAUGGCCAAUUAGUUCUCUGGUUUGCUUUAUAAAUUGUGUUUAAAGCAGCAGAAGAUCAAGGAAUAGGGUUUUACGCUCAGAUUUUUAUCAAAACUAGCUUGUUCUUUGCAGCUCGAUUUAUAUUGAGGUUGCGUGUUUGCUCCUCGACUCAGAACCAGGGUUUUCAGCGUUCUCUUUUCCUUUGUGAACUGAAUUUUAAGCGGUAGUUGAUCAAGGUAUAGGGUUAUAUUCUCAAAACUUAUACCAGCGUGUUCUUCGCUGGUCGAUUUACAUUGAGCCAGUCCUCACCUCCCGUGAGGCAUAAAACGUAUUUGCGGACCUUUUUUUAAAAAUUUAUUUAUGUUUUUCGAGAGAUUUUGUUAACUAUCAUGUUUUUUUUGCUGUUCGAUUUACACUGAGACAGCCCAAAACUCCCGUGGGAGUGCAACGAAUUUGCGGACUUUUUUUUUUUCAGACUAUCAUUAUGCCUUUCAAGAGACUCUUUGUUCUAUGACACUCGCCCAUUAGAUCUUUGCAUUUUAUUCAAGUUUAUAUUUUUAUACCUCUAAUACAUUCCGCCCCAUUCUUGCGCGCUUUUCACACAUUUUAGUUUACACCAAUUUUCUUCUUAUGUAUAUUACCACGCAAAAUAUUUUUCUUAUCCCUGAUGACGCUGUUGUUCGGAAUUUAAUUAUUAUUUUUAAUUUCAGAAGUCAAAGGCCUCAUUUGAACUAUAUUUUUCUUUCUAGCUUUAUAGCUUUGAUACAAUGGAAUUUUCCAAGAAACACAAGUGAUAAGUUGCUCAUAUUUACCAACAACGCUUCAAGCCAUGUUGUUAUUGUUCAAUAAAAGUGAAAGCCUAGAAUGUGCCAAAGUUGUUGUUUGGAAGUUGGGUGCCAUCCUUUUCUAUAGCGGAAUCCAUUUUAAAAGUCUAAAAUUUGAAAGAGGAUCUGAAUAGGCACAUUCCACAAAAGAUAAACGAAUUCGCCUCAUUGGCACUUGCCGGAAGGUACCCCUAGUUUAGAAUGGAAUAACUUUUAUCUUGGAGAACGCUUACCUUACCUACCUCGGCUCUUGGCGCUCCGUCACUCAAAAGACCUUUACACGUUUCUGUCAACCUGCUAUCUUGAAAAGAGUGUCUGGUUUCUGUAAUGAUAUUUUUUACGAGGAUGGGACACUUACCCAUCGCCCACUCCCCAACCCAGAGGGCCAGGCGUUGCAAUUUAUAUGGCCUUUUACCCAUAACCUGCCCAGCACUGUUUAACCCACCAGGGACCAAGGUAUCCACUGGCAUAGCUUCCAGGGUCAUGAAGGCACCCAAACCUCCUUACCGCGUUUAGGCGAAACACUUAGGGAAGGAAACUUAGAAACUUAGGAAAUGCAUUUGAAAGAAAUUGUAAGAGCUUCAGCACGGUUUCUUAAAGGCUUUCCUUGUUGGACAAGAUUCUUAUUAAGUAAGUUGAAUUCAGAUUUUCUAUAUUUAACAAAUUUUCAUUCGCAAUACAAAAAUCAAGGAUUAAACACAAAUUUUGAUGAUAGGUCAUAACAAUGUCGUAAAACUAGUAAUGUACAUUAUCUUUUUACAAUAUUGUUGCUUAUGUAGUUCUUUUUUUCUCGCCAGUUUUUUGCUCAUCCAGUAAUGUACAAUUUGAUGAAGAAAAAGUGGUUUGGAUCAUUUGGAAAAAUGAAAAAAUCCUCUUGGCUGGAGCUUGGAUGGUGGAAAUGGAUUGUUCUCAACAUUUGGUGUCUAUUUGACAUUGUUUUGUUUCCAUUCCUGUUCACUACGUUUUCUAUCAAGGAUUACAUUACGAAGGCUACACGCCGAAGCAAAGGUGAAAAAAAAUUGUCAAAAGCCUUCGUAUUCGAAGCUUUCGUAUGCGGACAUCCUCUUUUAACUGGUGCUUGCAUCGCCCACAUUAAACGACAAAAACUCAUGUAAAAAGUUAAAGCACAUGUAUCACUGUACUUAAAUGAUUGUACAUAGGCCUUAUUAAAAAAUAUAAUACUUUUUGUUUCUUCUCCACAAAUUGCGGUCUUCCCCACAGAAAUUGAGAACCAUGCUUAUACAAAAUUUUGGAGAGAAAACAGAGAGUAUUUGUGAUAUUUCAGAAUAAGGUCUACAUGUAUUUUAUUGUAUUUGUAAGAUGUAACUCAGUGCUACAUGGUCUUUCUCAUGCAUGGUGAUGCUUUGGUGAUACUUCAAAUUCUUUAAUUCCAUCACAGCCUACAUUUUAAAUGCCUCAACACUUGCCCAACUGCCAAGGAAGAAAUGUAUCCAAAAUAUGUUUUGGACAGACCUUUUGCUUACGAGGGUGUCCGUUAAGAAGUCCUCAGACUGUUUACUUGCGAGAUUUUUAAGAUUUAGCAAUUGUUGGAUGAGAAUGAAUAUGACCAGGAGAAUAAUGCAGAUUGCAUAUGGUGGAUUUGGACGAUAACUAGAUCUGCAUAUAUAUUCAGAUCUUACUCAGACCCAUCCGAUAAUUAUUAUUCAUUUAAAAUACUUCAAACAGAAGGUGCUUUCCACGAUCGAUGGCAAGUUCACGCAAGUUAGAAUGACUUUACUUGCCUCUCCCUCCUCAAAUUCAGGAUACAAAGGAAUCUUUAGUAGAGCAGAUAUUCUUCAACUAGCAGUUGCUAUCCGUCGAGUUUCGAAAUGUUUAAGUUCAUGCUAUAUUUUUGGGCAGUAUUCCGCUAAACGUUUUAAAUUUUCCGCCUUUUUCUUUAGCUCUACCAAAACAGCUGAACUAACGCAACCUCGUUCCCAGGGUCUCUCGGUUGCUUUCCUAUUUCUGGUGAUAUUCUGUGCUGUUAACGUUACUUUACUGGAUAUCACAAACCUCUCCAAUUUUGUCCGCAUUUUAUACGAAUUAGCCGGGGCAUUUGCACGAUUUAGAAUACUGUAAUAUUGUACUGUAAAUGAAUAAUGUGUGCGGUUACACGGGACCCUUUUACCGCGGGAAAUUGGCGUAGUGUGUGUGACUGGACUAUCCCGAGAUAAGUUUGCCAUGGGAAAUAUCCAUGGUUACGUCAAAAAGAAGGGAAGAAACCAGCCAGGACAUUUAACGCGAUAAAUAGCUCGGGUUUUUCGAUACCCAAGGUAAGAGAUCCAAUCAGGUUUCUUCGUUUGACAACAACAUGAAACCGCCAAAAAAUUUCUUUUUCAACGGGUAUCUUUCGCACUGUUGAGAGAAAAAUCUCCUGAAAAAUCGAUGUUGACAUGGCAGAUUUCACGUUACGAUGAAAGUAACAGGGACAUUUUAAGGCACAAUUUUGAACUGGUUUGUUGUGCUAGAUGUGGGAACGACAUUUGUUCAAAAUAUGUUCUAUUGUUUGCAUGCAGCUGAACUGUAAAAUGAAAGAUUUAAAAAAAUGCUUUGUACCUUCGCUAACUUAUCAGGACUAACAUAGUACCAGGUGAAAUUUCAGCUAAAUUAUACGUAAAUUUUCAACAUAACAUGAAAUACUGCCAUGAUCGACCGCGAUUAUAAUUAUUACCUCAAUAGCGCGAAUGAAGCCGUAAAAUCGACUAAAUUACCUUGGGAAUUAAUUUACGUUUAACCGCAUACCAGGGUAAACUAAACCCACGUUAAAAUUUACAACGGCUUCGUUAACGUGCGUGGGAAAAUGCCUUUUACCAUAAUGUGUGUAACCCGCGCAUAUAUAAUAAUUAGUGUUUAUCUUGUUCACUUUUUCUGCAUAUGAUAUUUUGUAACCGUGGUUUUAGGAGGCUGCUUUGUUUAUAGGAUGAGAUGCCCUUUUUGGAUUGUCAAUGGCAUAAAAUGUUCUGUUUCUUUUUUUCUUUAGAGAUGUACCUUGUUUUUAUUAUCAGCGCAACAUCUGAUGUCGCUGAUCAAGCUUUCGAACUGACGAAAAACACAAUGAAAUACUUGUUGCGCAAUUACAAGAACCACAAAGUAAAGUACCACAUUUUGAUUCAUGAGGAAGAUGCGACAACGAGGGAAAUGUGUUUUACUGAGGAAUUGUCAGAUAAAGUGGAUGAAUUGACAAGGAAUUCCAAGGUUAAUAUUCCUGUUCUUCACGAAGUUCUGGAUAAAGUGGGUCCAGGUUUUACGCUCUGUCAGGGUAAUCGGACUGACGCUGAAAAGGUAUGUACUAGAUAGCAAAUAAAAUUAAUUUCCGCUUUCUUAGUUGUCAUGUGGAAAGCUUAAUAACCAGAUAUUGCUGGGCGAAGUAUUGUUUACAACGUAAACAGAAACAAAACAAGUAUAACUACCUAAAGACUUCAUAUUCCUCUGAUCGCCUCCUCUUGCCGCCUUUUUCGAGGAACUUCGUAAAGAACAAUUAGCAGACGAGAUGAAGGCUGCAAACGUAAGAUAUUGUCAGCGUUUCGCUAGAUUGGAAAAGUCUAAAUUGGAAAAAAUAUUUAGUACUCGGCGUGAGUUUAAAAAAGUCCAAGAGACGGGGGGAGGGGGUACUCCGGAUUUCAAGUGGCAGGGAUGAUCGAAGAAGCGUUAAUGGUUUUUAAAUCCCUCCAUGGACCUGCCCCUGAGUACCUAAGCUCUAUAUUUAUGGGACGAUCUGAUACUAUUCCAUACACUUUUCUAGAUUCUGUAAAUAAAUUAACUAUUCCACAACCGGCACGCACCUGAAAAAUUACCUUCGUAAAAGUUUUCACUACAGUGGUGCUGUUCUCUGGACCUCAAAUUUUAAGGCCAGUUGAAUCUGUGCGGACUUAUUUCAGGUGAUAUUUACCUAAUUACUGUUACUUCAUGUAGAUUGAGCUUCUUUAAAGUGUGUAUAGCUUGGCCCGGUCAAGCAAAUAAUUUCUUUUUUUAGGUGCUGGUGUUUUUCACAGACCACAAAAUAUGUUUAAAAAGGCAGUACAAAGAGUUUAUUGAGAAAAAAAUUCAGCCAAUCAAAGAAAUGGGAGUGAAGAUUGUACCAGUGGGCAUUGGCUCACACAUAGACAUCCGGGAGUUAGAGAAGAUCAACAGUGACGGACGCAAGGUCAUGCACUUUGGAGAAUAUGCAAAUCCGAAAAUCGUCGGGAAGAGUGUUUCGUACGGUACGCUGUAAUUUAGUCACAGGGAAUUUUACUUGAGCAACUGGAAAAGCGACGCCAACGAAGACGUUCCCUGGAAAAUAAAGCAAAGCAAAACAAACAAACAAAAUACACUGAAAAGCAAAAUUAACAAGAAAUGAACAAUUCUUUUUGUUUUGAAAUGACAAUUUUGACAUUAUUUAGAAUUAUUUACUGCUUCUUUUUUAAAUUUGUAUUUGUCUUUUGCACCUGAAUUGUAGUUGCCAAUUUAUGUGAAGGUUUUCUCGCUCUCAAAAAGAGGAAAAGAAUGACUGAAAAGCCGCGCUUUGUGUAUCAUUGCCGCUGUUUUACAAAUAAUUCUUUCAAUCAAAAUAACAGUGUUACCUAAAAUGAAGCUUUCCAGGAUGUCUAUUUUAUUGGAAAUCGCGAAAAGACUUUAAGUUAAAUCUUGUCCUCGUAGUCUUCCACGUCCUCGAAUCUAAAGGUCUCUACUCCCUAUAAAUUAAGAUGCAAGACUCGGCACUCACCCAGGUUGAGGAAAAAUUGAACACACGCAGUAAAUGGAGCUUCAUGGGAAAACGCUAUUAUUUUUUAGGUAGCACUAGGAUUAUUUGCAACUUAGUUUCUGAUUUAUAAAAUGAUGAAUUGUAUUUUUGCUUUUUUGUCAGAGCUUUAUGGAAAAGAUUUGGUCGGUAAGUUCUGUUUCUGGACGUCCCUGCAGACAGAGUUUGUAUGACGUUGACUGUUUGGCCGAUUGAGCUUUAGAUUACUGAGAAGGCACUGUUUUCAGAAAUUACAUAUCUGAUCCCAUCAAUAGAAUUUUGGUUAUCUUUGGUUCUUUGAGAACAUUGAAUGUAAAUGAUGGUGUGUUUAGCCUUUGCUAUUCUUAGAGACUACAAUUUAUAUACCUACUGUUUAAAUGCACAAUUUAUACAUGCUACAUAUUUUUGAUUGUAUAUACAUUAUUUAUUUCUUCUUUGUAAAUAAUUUUAACUUUUUUGUUGUGUCCCCAAUUAGGUGUGAAAACUAAAUAAGUUGACACAUUAAUAAAACUAUUUCUUACUUACUUACUUACUUACUUACUCUAUUUCCUUGUCAGUGAAUUGAACAUAAGGCAAUUAAAAAAAGUAAACGAUAUUUGAUCUCAUUUUGUGUUCACAGAAAGUUACCGUGAAUACUUUACAACUCCAUAUUUCGUGUUCAUUCGAGACACGCUCAGCUACCUGGUACUGCUUGGUUUACUCGUUGCUCUUUGCCUUGAGUCAUCGACCAUCCCGUUCAGCGGUCUAGAGUGGGCUAUUUUAGUGUUCUUCCUAGGCAGGAUCUUGAUGGAAAGUCGACAGUUCCUAGAUGUCAAAGUACGGCCGAGGCGUCUAGCUGCAACAAAGGAUUUCAGGGGAUCAAAGUACCAAAUCUACAGUGAAACUGAAGAAGAAAUUGAAAGCAGCCCAACUAGAGGAACUCCAUUUCUGCAAAGAUACAAGAAAUAUUUGAGGUAGUGAAGUCUCCUCUUUGAUGGGAAAGUUCCUUAGUUCUGUCAUUAUUUAAGUAGUUUUCGUGCUGAAAAGAGGUAUUAUUUUCCUGUUCAUGAAAAUGUUAGGAGACGUAGCGUUCUACCUAUAAGGAAGUGUUGUAGCCCGGGUAGCAGGCGUUGGAAGGGGUAGGGAAUAGGGAGGGAGGGAAAAGGGGAGGGGGACCGGGAAGAGAGGGUAAGAGACUUUUUUUCUUCCUUCUCUCCUCCUGCUCCUCCUCCCCUUUCGUUUGCGCCUGCCAUGCUCGCUAAAGUGUUGCGUCUUACGGACCAAAAAUUGCUAUACAUCAGAGUUAGGCUUAUUUCAGUGAUAAUUAAGUGAGAGAUUUAUAGAAUUGAAUAGUGAUUUAUACUUCAACCAGUUCUGGAGCAGCCUUAUGGGUAAAUCGCAACGAAAAAAAAAAAUUCUUCAAAAACGCUUUUCCAAGGAUACCAUUCCAAGCCAAAAACUCACGUGGGAGAGAUUCAGAUUAACGACCUGCUGAAAUUAAAGCCGAAAAGCUGAAAGAAAGCAGAAGCAGGGAGUUAAAAGAGAGGAUUACUAUAAAUACAUUUGUACAUCAUUUUCUUCAACUUAAAUAUUGAUUUCCCCUAGUGAUCGAUGGAACAUUCUGGAUUUCAUAACCCUUGUCAACUACAUAGUGACCCUUGUUGUCCGAGUAGUCACGUGGAGCUUGUCAGAAUCUGUCACCGGCAAUCGAGCUCUCGUUAUCGCUGAAUAUCUGUAUGGCCUUAACACCAUGUUCCUUACACUUCGAGCCUUUGGUCACGUGAUGGAAACAUUCAAGGGGAUUGGCGCCAUUCAGAUCGCUUUGUUUCAAAUCAUUGGUGACGUAGUGACGAUAUUCUGGCAGUUUAUUGCAACUAUUCUGGCUUUUUCUAUUGCCAUUACCAAGGUGUACAUAGCAGAAAGAUCAUUUAUUUCCAAGACAAAUGAAGCGGAGUCGUACGUACAAUUACUGUUUGACAUUGUAAUGAAGUCUCUUUUUCUACUUAUGGUUUCUAAUUGUUUGUUGUAAAACUAGAGAAACUAGAAACUAUUGUUUGUUUUUAAACUAGAGAGGGGCCGUUAGUGGAAAAAAAGCUUUGUUUUCAGAAUUUAGCAGAUCAAUAAGUAAAAGUAUUUAUUGCCAUAAGUUAAACAUCGAUUCAUUUUCGAAUGUUUUUGUUCUAUCAACAUUUUUUGUUGUUUCAUGUAUCACCGCGUUAUGAUAAGCCUUUUAACCCUUUGGCAAAGGCUAUUUAGUCUCAAGAACCCGAACUUUUGACCAUAUUCUCCUUUUUGGCCAGUUAGCAAAAGAGGUUUGCAACACUAAGAGCAUAACUUUCUGCUAGUGGAUGUAAUUAAGCACUUCCUUUGUUGCUCACGCAUGCCCAUAGCCUUUUUUGGUGAAUCUAUUUUGAUCUUUUUUCUCGCUUUCUUUUUUUCCCCUUCGCCCUUCUUUUUCUAGCCAGUUUUGUUCCCCACUUUAUGCCCGCCUUCGUUUUCGCAUGAAAUUUUGGCUCGCUAACCUUCCAGAAAAGGGAAAAAUGUGAUCUGCAAAGAGUAGUAGGUAUAAAGAAAAAUUGGCGGUGGGUUUUCCCCUAAAUGUGGCUUGUUUUUUGGUGUGUGACUUUAUCAGGAUGGGUCCAAAUUUGGUAAAGGAGGUGCCAGUGGAAUUAGCUAUCCUUGCUGAUUUUUGGAAAGCUAAAUGGGUCAAGGAAGGAGACCCAAACAUUUUUAAUUAUACACUGAAGCCUUUCUUAAAAAAUAUUGGAAUCGCAUUUCACCGCAACCUGCCCAAACGGCCACCUUUACACAAUGGUUACUUCUGGGGUGGACGUUGAAGAGAAGGGGGGGUGAUAUUUUUAUAACUACAUGUGAUAUAAAGAUUUUUAAUUUAUUCUUCUGCCUUUAUCCACCAUUAUAGCGCAUGCAAAACGUCCAGUGGAUUGGCGUGGUAAGUUAAUUGAAUACAAGCUCGGUAUCUUCUUGCUAGCAGGUUUAUUUAUACUGUCUGGUGAAACUAUAAUAAGACAUCGUUUUAGCCUGUUUUUUAAUAAUUUUUUUAGUCUUAUCAUUGUUCAAGGGGGCUAUGUUACGUUGAUAUUGCUGUUUUAGUGUCCUCUAGCAUAAACAAAGUGCUGCUGUAGAGUUCAUUUUAGGCCUUUGUACAUUAUGCUUUUUUUCCCCACUAAAAUGCUCCACCUUAAUGCUCCAUUUUCCCCACUAAAAUGCACGGUCACACCCAAAAAAGUCACUAGAGGCUUUUUUAUCACUUGUAACGUUUUAACAGGGUGCUGAAAUGGUAUACGUAGUAUAACAAGUUUACAAAAUUUUAAACAGCAAAAAUUAACUUUCCCCCAGUCUCCACACUUUGAAUUUCGAGGUUUUUCUAGUUUGUGUUCGUUUUUACUGAAAAAAAAACAACUUUACUUAAUUUAUUUUCUCUAAAAAUGAAUUGAUUUUUUUCCCGGAAAAUGCGAGGAUAAUGUACAAAGGCCCAAUUCACCCAUAUCCAGAAAUGCAUGAGACAAUUUGGCAAACUAUAUGUACAGUCCCAAAUAACGAGAUAAGACAUACAUAUUGAGAAAUACUCACCAAAGAGCUAUGUCGUAAAUUUUCAUAACCAAAAACGAAAGAUGGUUUUGACACGUGAAAAAAAAAAAAGAAAAGAAAAAAAAUUAUACGUCCAAUCAGAAGCGAAAGAGGUGUGAAUUUCGCGCCAAAAUUCCCGCCUUUUAUAGGCGCUUGCAGCUUGCAGCGCUACUUCGCAGACAUUCAAAGAGGAAGGUUUUUCUCGAAGUGUUUUUCUCAUAAAAAAUGUGAAAAACAUCUCGGAAAUUGGAGUGGUAUAGUUUCGUUUGUUUUGCUGUCGAUGAAGAAAACUGUAGAGAGCCGGCAAAACAACAGCGGAAGGUGGGAAUCAGAACGAGAUGUAAGCUCAAGUUGUGAUUUUUUCUGAGCUACAAGUUUGUCUUCUAUUCAAGCCUAAUAAGCUUAAGCUUAUAUUCAAACCGGCCAUUUUACUUUAAUUCAUUCAUUUUUAAUUGUGCAUUCGGAACAAACAGUUAGGAUUUCUGUAGUUCUUUCAUAUCCUUACAGACAUUAUAUUUUUAACAAACGUUUUUACUAAUAAGCUGAUACUUCGAUUUCGUUGUCAUUUUGCGGUGUGUAGCGGCAAAUUUUAGCAUUUUGGAAAGAUUUGAAAUAAAGAGGCUGCCAAAAUGAUGAAUGUCUCAGUAUGCAUAUAAUAAACACAAUACCACAUGGAAAGCGCUUUGUACGGUAUUUACGCACUCGUUCGCUGAGCUCACUCGUUCGAUUUCUGAUACAAAAAGAACGAGUGCAUAAAUACUAUACGCCUGCACUUUCCAUGAAGUAUUCCGUAUUUAUUUUUGGAAUUCAGUUGAUGCGAAGAGACAUUUUAGCUUUAAAAAGCUAUCAAAGUAGCAUGACAUAGCCCCUUUGAGUUUCUAAAAGAGUUAACUAUUUAUGUCAUUAGGCCAGUUUCGAUAUAUGUACCAAUUAUUGAAUGAAGCAGAGUAGGAUGUGAAGAAUUAUGCAGAUCGAGGAGGAUGUUAUCCACCCAGGCUGAAGGCCGGGGUGGAUAACAUAACUUCCUCCGAAUUCAAUAACUGCUUUAUCCUGUUCCUCUCCUAAAAUUAUACCACAACAAGAAACACUAUUGUUGGGGGGCUUGCUCUGUUUGAUGGGAAUGUUGUUUGACACUGAAACAACAAACUCAAAUUUCUUUAAUAAUCAUGUCAAUUCAGCAUCAACUAUAGACCACUGAAAAGAGAUAGGGGUCCUACCCAGCAAAGGUGAGGGAAAAAAUCCGCAUCUAUAUUCAAAGGCACAUACGGCUAGGACGAGGGUGGGAGAGAGAGGGAAAAGUCAGGACUUGCUUCUGCCGGUUAUGUCAAGUCCGUCGAAAACCACGAGGGAUCGAUGGAUCACUUAGAGGGUUCCCCAAAUGUUCAAUAUGAUGCACCCCCACUGAAAUGCCCCAGCCAACAUAUAAAAGGUUGGUUUAAAUAUUAACCGAGGGACAGCAUAAAGUAUUUAUUUCUAUUGUCUGGACAAUAAUUUCUUUAUAAUUCAUUCAAAUUAUUUCUGCUUAGCUUCUCGUAGACUUUCUUCAAAACUUUGGCCUACUUCUUGGCUCGGUUUCAGAAUAUAUGUAUUAUCAUGCAGAUACUCCUCAAAAUUUUGAAAGUAUUUUUGAAUUUGUUCCUUAUUUUAGUCAGAAAUUCAGCUAUUUCCUCUUCGCAUAACAGUGAACUCUAUUUUUUUACUCAACUAUUGCCCAAGAAGCCUCGUUUCCAAUAAAAUAUACCAUAGAAUCGAUAAGAACUAGUUGGUUAUAAAGAAUUAGCUGGGGGAUUGCAGCCAAUGAAAAGUUGCCAAAUCUUUUGAAUGAACAAUAACAAAACCUAUAAUUGACUCCGAGGCUAAGGGGAAAGGAAAAGAAAUGAACUAUUUAUCUAUGUAUCUUAGAGCAAUUUCUUUUGCUUUAUUCCCCUCAGCCUUGGAAUCAGUGUUAAAUUUUAAUAAUUCCAAACUGGCCUUUUCAAUUUAUUAAAAAAAUGCCAACUCAUUUAUUCCUCUUUUAUUUCUGUCAAUCCAGUUGGUGGAGUAUGAUGCAGCAUCUAACUUGGUCUCUGUUGGGUAUAGCGGAGUUGGAUACUCUGGACUCAGUGGACAGCGCAUCAGUAACUCUCGCCAACUUUCUUUUUGGAGCCUUUCUUAUCAUGGGAGUAAUUCUUCUAGUUAAUAUGAUGAUAGCCCUACUGUCUAACACAUAUCAGCGAGUUGAGGUAACAUCGGAGCCAUAGCUGUACUCUGUAGGAAUUUUUUUAAAAAAUUUGUUUAAACACAUCAUUAUGGACUUUUAUUGAAACAGAGUUAACGGUUUUUUUUUUAACAAAAUCCUUCUCCAAUUUUUCUAACCCUGACUAGAAACCCGUUUAUCCGCUCAAAAUAAACCGUUAACACAUUUAGAGGGCACUGAAAACACGUUCUGAGUUGGACGUCGGUAUAUUCAUUUGAUAGCUCUGUAGGAUUUUUCUUUUAGAGUAAAAACAAAGUUUUCCAGUUGGUUACGUCGAGAAAAAUGCAUUUGAAAGAAUUGCAGAAUUGAUAGCUUCAACAACUCCUUGAGGCGAAAACGAAUAUCUGGGAGAGCUCAAAAUGAUCUCUGCUACUAUCUUUUUUGAAGACAUUAAACUAACAGAGACAGUUUAAGGCUUCAAAACUUGCUGUAUUCUAAGUUGUGCGGGAGUUAAUUUCUGUGGAUGGGCAUCUACCAUCUGGGAAAUAUUUUUUGCGAUCGGUCUUGUCUGUUUUUUUAUGUCCUCUAGGAAUUGAUUUAAGUGAUUAUGUAAUUAUGUCUUGUUCUUGUUGGUAGUCGAUUGCUCUGAUUCCGGUCUAAUGGUGGCUUUUGCCCCCUUCAGUCUUAGAGUCGCUUUCUAUCCCACAAACGGACAACUGUCUACUUCCAAGUUAUUAUUGACUUUCAACAGUUAAGUUAAAUCUGGGGAUUAAAUUUUUGCAGCAUGCUUUUCUGACGAGAACAUUCUUCUGAAGCUUGAAAACAAACAAAACUCGCAAUCCGUAACCGUAAUGUGCCACACGGUGCAGCUUCUUAAAAUGUUUGUUUUUCGUUUUUCUUCAGGAAAACUCCCUGAAAGAAUGGUCGUUCAAGAAAGCCAUAACGAUCGAGACAUACAGCACAUACCAUCCAAUACCAGUACCUUUUAACUUGAUAUCACAUUUAUUUCUGUGGCUAAAAUGGCUGUGCUGCCUGUGCAGGCGCUGCAAAAGGCAACCGAGAGAAAAACCCUUGAGUAAAAGGAGUUACGUGAGUAGACGUAAAGUUAUUUUGUCUUGUGUAUUAUCAGAUUAUCAUUGAGCAGCAAAUACGUUGUUGUACACAGCUGGACUUAGCAGCGGAUUUUAAUCAGGAUCAUUUAAGUACUGUAAUGUCUACUGGGUUAUUUAUGGUGGAACUUCCUAUCAACGCUGAUUGAAUAUUUUCCAAUCUCUCUUGACAGAAAAAGUCUUUGGAUGAUGUUGUAGAAAAUCUCCAAUUUACUUACUUUUCAUGUCAUGGCUACUCAUUUCCUCUGACAGGUAAAGAUAAUAGUGAGUUUACGCAACAGGACAGCAGGAAGAAGAGGAUGGCAAAACACUGUGACACACGUGACAGGGCUAUUAGGCCCGUUUUAAACGUCGUGCUACUGCCGUGCCGAACUCAGUUGAUCGAAUUAAAUUGGACUUAAGCACAGCAGUAACGCGACGUUUGAAAACAAGUCGUGCUAUUGCCGUGUAGCACUGCAAGCUUUGUCGAAUAAGUCAUAAGUUAUAAAUACCUUAGAAUACAUGUAAAAGUUUGUUAAACCAUUUCUAUAUUUUUGAGGUUUGUUUUCGGGAACAGCCGUUCUAUUCCACUGAAUUAAAUUCGGCAUUUGAGAGCAAGUCGUGCUAGUGUCGUGCUGCAGUCGGCUACAGUCGAUCCAGCUUAGCACGGCCGUAGCGCGACGUUUGAACCAGGCCUUACUUGCGUGUUUCUAGUGAUCUUCACUGACUUAACACCAAUGUUUUCUGGUCCUUUACAAAAAGAUCUGUUUAAAGGAAAGUGGCUCAAAGUUUGGCGAAAAGUUAUUUCAAACAAAAUUAUUGUCACGCUUGUGACACAAGAUUUGCUGUCUGCCUUCCUCUCCGGUCCUCUUGCGUAAGUUCACUAAUGUUUCAGUGUGCACAAUAUUAACACCAUUUUCCAACUAAAGCUCAGUAAGGAGACUUUUUUAACUGCUCCUGGAAUAGUUAAUAAAAAGCGCUAAAUUUCUAUAAUAUUUUGGCAGAUGAAAGAAAAAUGGACUACGUUCUUCAGGAAACUCAGAGAAACCGUCAACUGGCAAAUCACAUAGUGGGAAAUCAGAUAGCUUACAGGACUUUUGCAGCGAAUGGAGUUAACGAUGGCGUCUUUACUACUGGUCCAAAGGUAUGCGUUCAUCUUGGACGAGAUUUUGUAAAUUAUCUUGUGAGUCUUGUACAAUAUGGGCUCACCAGGACAGUUUUUCAUAUUGACCAAUAUAUGCACUUCUUAUUAUUUGGCCCAUAUUGCUACUUUUCCUCAUUUGACUUUUUCUCGGAAUGUUAGCGUGACCUUGGAAUUUUCCUGGAAUUUGAACCGGUUGAACCGGUUUUGGGCGGUUUGUCGAGUUGGCGCCUUGUACUAGUAUGCCGAUGAUGCGUUCAAAUGAAAAUAAUAUAAUAGAUAGUAAUAAUAUGGGAGAGAAGAAUAAGCUUCUUCGUGAGUUAUUAUCUGAGAAUACUAUUGAAGAUCUCCGAACAUUGGUCAAUUUUAAGAGGCAGAUGAAAAAGCCUAAAAGUACAGUCAAACGUAUGGUAGAUUAUCUUAAGCAAAACCCUAUACCACUAGCCCCACAAACAAAAGGUUAUGAAAGGGCUUUUAAAAUAAAUAUAGUGAAUGACAGAGAUCCCUUACUCAGUUGCAAGAAACAAGGGAAGAGAUUGGUAGAUUUCUUAAGCGCUUAAAAGUGGAAAUGAGGGGGUUUAAAUAUUGGAAGCAUUGGAGGUUGAAUUUUAUAAACGAAUUGAGGGCCCCAAACCACAUAAAUAUGAGAAAGGAUACAGUGAUAGUAUGCAACAUAUUGUCAUAAAUACACAUAGCGUACAGGAACGCCUUGAAUUAUCACAACAAGAAGUCCUUAAAAAGAUUACAAACUGCUGGAUGUCUGAGGCAAGUGGAUGGGUCGUAAACUAAGUAAGGCACCAUUAUGUUAAUAUGGCAAAGUACAAUCCACUGGAAGGAAGUAGUUAUAUUAAUUCAUCAUCAGAGCCUAAAAAUCCAAAGUAUGGCCUUAGUAAUAUUAAAAAUAAGGAUAACCAGUGUUUUCUCUGGUGCCAUAUCCGGCGUUUCAAUCCACAAGAAAUUCUCCCCGAAAGGAUAAAAAAUUCAGACAGAUUAUUGGUUGAUAAUUAUGAUUACACAGGUGUGGAAUUUCCAGUUAGCACCAAACAUUACAGCCGAAUUGAGGCCCAAAACAAGGUAGAUAUUAAUGUUUUUGGGAAUGAAAACAAACAAUGUUUUCCAAUCUAUAUAAGUGCUGGUGGCCAUGAAUUGAAUCCUUUAUUGACAUCAGAUGAGGAAAAACAUCUUUAUGUUCUUAUCAAGAGUUUCAAUAGUUUGAUGCGUAAUCAUACAAAACACCAUGGAACCAAAGAGUUUUGCAUGCAUUGUUUGCAAGCAUUUAGUACCAAAGAAGUGUUGGCUAAACAUAAGGAAAACUGCUUCAGAAUCAACGGAAAGCAAGGUAUUCAGAUGCCUAAGAAGGGAAGUAAGGUCCAGUUUCAAGAUCACCACGGGCAGAUGCUGGUACUAUUUUUUGUUUAUGCUGAUUUUAAAGCCAUCACGGAAAAAGUAUCUGGCCGCCAACCAAGUGCAGAAAACUCAUUUACAGAUAAAUAUCAACAGCAUACAGCAUGCAGUUAUGGUCACAAAUUAGUAUGCUGUUAUGAUGACCAAUAUAGUAAACCAGUGAAGAUUUACAGAGGAGAAGAACCUGUGAAUAAAUUCAUGCAUGAGAUGCUAAAGGAAGUAGACUACUGUAAGGCUACAAUAAGAAAAUACUUCAGAAAACCACUUGUAAUGAGUGAUGAUGAAGAGAUGUUUAAAGCAAGUACCAGACGCCAUAUCUGUCGAGAGCAAUAUAAGGAAAAAUAUGUGAGAGUAAGAGAUCACUGCCAUGUCACAGGUAAAUACAGGGGAAACUAAAGCUUAAUCCCACCAAUGUGAAAUUAAAAUACCAGUGAUGUUUCAUAAUCUCCGUGCAUGGCUAUGAUGCCCAUUUUAUAAUGCAGGAGAUUGGGAAGAUUGGUAAGGAGAAGAAUUUAGGUAUAAACUGCAUCCCCAAUAAUAUGGAGCGCUAUAUGGCUUGUAAGCAGGGUAAUAGCUUAGCGUUUCUAGACAGCUUUCAAUUUAUGUCCUCUGGUCUUGAUAGACUUGCAGCAAAUCUUCCUGAGGAUAAAUAUGAGUACACGUCGGCGGUAUUUAAAAAAGAGCAAUUAGCAUUGAUGGAAAAGAAGGGUGUUUAUCCUUAUGACUUUAUGGAUAGUUUUCAAAAGUUUGAUUACAAACAGUUGCCCACAAAAGAUGAGUUCUUUGGUAUAUUGACCCAAGAAGGCAUUACAAAUGAGCAGUACGAGCAUGCUCAGCAAGUUUGGGAUACUUUUAAGAUGAAGUCAAUGGGGGAGUACCAUGAUUUGUAUCUCAAGUCUGACGUAUUGCUGUUGGCUGAUGUUUUUGAAAACUUCAGAAGCACUUACCUUCAGUACUAUAAAUUAGAUCCCGCGUAUUAUUUUACAUCUCCGGCCUUAGCUGGAGUGCAAUGCUUAGUUAAAUUGAUGAAUUCAUGGAAUUUCUCCGUAAAUUCACAUUUGUUGAAAUAUGUCUCAUUAUGUAAUGAUUUACGAACUAAUUUGUUAUCAAAUCAUGCUGAUGACACUUGAGUGACUGUAGUAAUCAUUGCAUUGCAUUAUCAUUGUUAUAAAUUGUAACUUUAUGUUAAAACUUUUGCAAUACUGUAACUACAAAAUUAUAGUCAUGCAAAUAAAGCUUAUGUUGUUGUUGUUGCUUAAGAUGACAGGCAUCAAACUUGAGCUUAUGUUAGAUGUGGACCAAUACCAGUUUAUUGAAAAGGGUAUGAGGGGUGGAAUUUCUUAUAUUGCUAUUAUAUAAACAGGCAUUUGGAAGCAAAUAAUCCUUACAUAAAGGGACACAAUUCAAAGACGCCCAAUAAAUAUAUUAUGUAUCUGGAUGCAAAUAAUAUGUACGGAUGGGCGAUGUCCCAAUGUCUUCCCACAGGUGGUUUCAAAUGGUUUACCCCAAAUCAGAUAAAUGAAUUGGAUAUUCAUAGUUUAAAUCCUGAGGCAGGAAAGGGUCUAAUACUGGAAGUAGAUUUGGAGUAUUCACAUGAGCUCCAAGAUCUGCAAAAUGAUUAUCCCCUGGCAGCGGAGAAAAUGAGAGUCACCAAAAAUAUGCUUUCACCUUAUUGCCGCAAGGAACAAUACUAUAAAAUUCAUCAACAAACCAUUGUCAAAUAUCGGUUUGUUACACUGGGUCAAACCACUUGGAAUAAAAUAUUUCAGAGGUAUUUAUAGCUGCGAUAUUUUACCAGAGAUACUUGUUCAAAGCGAAUAUCCAGCUGGAAAAAGGGUUACGCCAAACGACAACCUGAUCUCAUGAUUAUGAACUAUCAUAAGGACUAUAGUGGGCACUGUAUUGAGUUUAAAUCUCCAACUAAUAAUUACCAAGUGAGCCAAGCCCAAAAAGAGAUGAAGCACUGGUACAAGAAAAAUGGCUACUAUUUUCUCCUGAGUAAUUGAUUAUGAUCUUAUAACCAAAACUAUACAUGAUUAUAUGGAGGGAGUAAGAGUGCCAUGCAAAUUUUGUAAUAGAGAAUUCCUUUUGAAGGAAACACCAAAAAUACAUUAUAAAAUAAUCCAUUGAAUUGAAAAAUUAAUAGUGCCACCAACCAAAAAGCUAGUCUUAGUUCACCUUAGAGAGACCCUUUUUACAUUCCGUAAUCAUAUACAAAAUAUAUAUAUGGAAGAUUAUAUCCGUCUUUUAUCCCAACAGCAGUCUCUUUCUGGAGGCACUAGUUUUAAUAACUAUGUAUAUUCCUCCAAAUGUUAGAGUGAGCCUUAGUAAACAAAAGUUGACCAAUGAAAUGGGCCUUGUCUCAAACAUAAAGUCAAAAGUCGUACAAAAGCACAAGAAAACCGCUCUAAAAUCAGCAUUAUAGCAAUUAAACCAGCUGAAAGAACCAAGAAUUUCAUGCCGUGGGUUGUCACUACUGUCUGGCAUCAUAAAAAAUUCUUGUGAAGGAUACAAAGGUUCUAUCAUUAUUGAACCAGAACAAAUCAUAGCAAAAGCUGAUUAUAAAUGUGGUAAGUACUUUUAUUUAGAACCAAUCUUAAACACUUUCAAAAGAGAAAUAAUUAAACAUAUAGUAACCAAUAGAAAAAAGUGCGUAAAAAAGUGCAUGUAGUGGUCAAUAUGAAAAACUGUCCUGGUGAGCCCAUAUUGUAUACUACUCUUGUAAUGGAACCAGACAUUUUUUUCAAAUUAAAAUGCUUUUCAGUCAUUUUUUGGGCUUACUUUUAAGUUACGUCUAUUUCACAUUUCCCAUUGGUUUGCACACUGGUACCAAGACCACUUGCACUGCAGCCAUAUUGAUACAUAUAACCCGAAGUGCAUGAGCAUACUUGUUUUGUUUAUUGUUUUUCAUUUUUUGGACCUAACGCAAUAACAAAAUCAGGCCUGGCAAAGUCAAGGAAUCAGAAUACAGGGAUGUCUUCUAAUUUGUGAAGGGAGCGAGUUUUGCUCCACCUGUAAAGAUGAUCCAAAAAAGUAUCACGGCGCGAGAUACAUAUUCCCGUUCUCUCCAGAUUGUCCACAUUUUGAGGUGCGUAUGUAGAUUUACUGAUGUAUUGCAGUUGACUGACAUAUAUAUAUAUAUUGUAGCUUAACCUGGAAUAAGUUUUGUUUCAAUCUGAGAAAAAGAUUUUUGUUUUCUUCACUGAAAACUUAGAUAGUUUUCAAAAUCCUUCGCCGACUUAACAAGUAAAAUUUCAAACUGAACUAAUCAAUUUAGCAAUUUUUAGAAUCCUCAGGCAAUACAAAUAAUUUUAUGAAGGCAGCAAGUUUCAUUCUUUCAUUAUUUAGUUUAAGCAUUUUAAGCAUUGUUUUAUUUCUUUUUUUUGUACUUACGUUCGAGCAUUGAAAGAGCUAUACUUAACAUUUAUCGAUUAAAUGAAUUACGUUUGCGCAAUCUCAUUACUUUACCUUUAGCUUGGGCUUGCCACCCUCCUGUGGUGGUGGUUAAACUUUCAUGUCUUAAUGACCCCAAGAGGUAUCCCUUCGGGAGUCUGCCCCUUGUAGGUCCAACAAUGCUGGAUGGGCAGCCCCUCGUCCCCGAAACUGGCGGUUUUCUUGUAGGCCAAUAACACCCCCCGUACAGAAACAUUUGACUACGUAAACAUGAUGAAUAAACAGCAAACAAAUCUCAUCGAUCUUCUUGGUUAGGUUCUUAUUCAAGAAACAGGGGAACAGCGUCUGCUAGGAGUGGGUAUUGUUGGAAAAGAUUAUGGAAAUCACUCCUUUCCGGGGAGGGAAAAUGGAUCCGUGGGAUAUCUCAUUGACGAUGGAAGAAUACUUGACGCAGAAAAUCCUACUUGGGGAAUAGCGUGUGACGGUGAGAAACUAAAUCGUGCUAUCUUGUCACAUUAUUUUUGUUUAUGACGAUACACCAAUUAAAUUAGUAGAAGUUUGCUAGGAGUCAUUAAUACUAUUUCUUUUCAAAACAUUUUCUUUUAUAGAAACAUUUAGCCUAUUAAAAGCUUCUAUGAACAAUGUAGCAUAUAGGUUAUACAUUUGAUAUACGUAGACAGGCUUCUUUUCUUUCCUUUAUUAUUUUUUUAAUUAUGUUCAGUACACAGCGAUGUUACGUUUGCUGUCUACUCUAAAACUCGUGUUAAGAUAUUUAGGCUCAUGUAUGUCUGCUGUCUGUCUGUUUGUAUGUAUGUAUGUAUACUUUGAAGUCAAACAGUGAACCAAAUUGCGGAUAUUUUUAAUAUCAACCAGGAGAAUAUUGAUAGUAAGAGAUAUAACCUAAGAAAUGCAGAUUUUGUCUUACCUCGGUUUAAAACUGUUACUUAUGGGAGACAUUCUCUCAGAUUUCUCGGACCACAAUUGUGGUCUAAACUAAGCAAGGAGGAGAGAAAUAUUGCAACUUUGGCAACGUUUAGGACAAUGAUACGUAAGAAGGAUGUAACAUCAUUUCUUGAGGGAUGUGGGAGUGAAUGCCGCUUAUGCUUAGAUUAAGAGGACGUACGCAUAUUUACUUAUUCAUUUUAGUGUCCGAGCUAAUAUACGCAUUUAGUUUUUAUAUUGUAAAUUUUCGAACUUAGCUUCGAAGUGUUAAAUCUAGAACUUAGUUUUUAGAGUGUAAAAGAGCACUUAGCUUGAAUAGUGUCAAUUUCCGGCCUUUAUAGUACUUAAUUAGUUUCUAUUAAUGAUGUAAUUUAGUUUUAAAGGUGUCCCCAAUUAGUGCCAAUAGGCACUAGAACGACAAGACACUUUAAUAAAGGUUAUGUAUGUGUAUGUAUGUAAACUGCUUCCUUAUUAUUCCGGCCUUCUCCAGUGAUUUGUCGAGUUUAGCCGAAUUUCCCAGUAGUUGAAAUCUUAAGGACUUUUUCCAACGUUGAAAAAAAGAAAGAGAAACUCUUCGUUUUGUUUUUACGUCCUCCAUAUAAAGUGAAAGUAGAACAUUUUAUUUGCUUAUUGAACGUAUUGCUUUGACUUUACUUUUGCCGUUGCUGACAUUUCUUCAUAAGAUUCCUUAUUACCUCGAACUGCAGUGCGCAAGGUACAGCGAGGGAGGCGCCAGUAGCUGGCAGGCAACACAAAACUCUCGAUAUUUCAGGUGUUGAAGAACGGCUUCUUAUUGGCCAGAAUCUUAGUAAACCAUACUAAACAUGCACCUGAUUCUACAAUCAGCUGUUAAAAUAUACUUUUAGAUGCCAUGGCCUACAGAGGGGACUUGAUUAGCUGCACAGUCAACUUUGAAUUGGCAAGAGAUGGGAAAGUUCCAAUCGUGUUUUCAUUAAACGGAAGGCAGAUCACUCAGAAUAAGAUAUUCAUGGAUUACACUCAGAAUGAGGAAUCUCUGUAUCCCUAUGUUGGCAUGGGACAAACGGGAAUAAGAGUCCUGGCCAAGGUAAGCACACGU